Molecule: messenger RNA, 84738 nt
Organism: Pocillopora meandrina
Lineage: Eukaryota; Metazoa; Cnidaria; Anthozoa; Scleractinia; Pocilloporidae
Source: the annotation of a GenBank genome assembly
AUGUACAGUGAAAAAGCCAGGCUGAACAGUCUAUGGAAGACAGGCCCCCAGAGAAUGGAGUUUUUUUACUACAUGUACGGCAGUACUAUCGAGACUCUGUCGGUGUAUGUGAAAAUUAACGGCAGCGAAUACAGGGUAUGGAGUCGCUAUGGAAGCCAGUUAUCAAACAACUGGAUCAAAGGUUGUGUGACUAUAAACUACCGAGGAACUUAUCAGGUAAAAACUUUUUUUCUUUCUCAGUUGUUUUUUUGUUGGUUUGUUCGUGUGUUUGUUUGUUUGUUUUUGUGUGUAGAUGCUUUUUUUGUUGUUCUAGUGGGCUCCUUAAGAUAAGUUCUCUGUGUUACCUUAGUUGGCUUGCAAAUGCAUUUUUGAACCUUAGAAAGUGUCUCGCCAAAUAUAGUGAUUCAAGAUCGAAUGUAAUAUACUUGUUUUCUUUUUUCCUCGAAAGAAAACUAAUUGUCAUUUUCUUGUCUUUCAAACUUGUUGAUUGGCUUUAGACCUCCUCUUUCCAUAGUAAUCUUCGAAAUUUUAUGAAAGUAUCGGGUGGUAUGGCAAAACCAGGCAUCCGAUAAGUAAUCGAUGUCAAUAUUACAAGGCAUGUGUGGAAACGGAAAAUUUCCCCCAGAGAAACAUCGCUUUUAUUUCUAUUAUAGUACAGAAGACGAAUUCCAUUUUGAUUAUUUGUAUAUUUUCAUUUAUCUCAGAUUAUAAUUGAAGGAGUAGCAGGUAUUUCGAAUGCCUCAAACAUUGCUGUUGAUGACGUCAGCUUCAGUAAAAACCUGAGUUGCGUUUCUAAUGGCAAAACCACACCUGAGGAAAUAUUUGAAGGUAAAGGCCCAAGCUAUCGCAUGAGUUAUGUCUGACAUUUACCUAACCUGACUGUCGGAAACAGUUACAUGUACUAUAGGUUUUAUUUUGCCUCCUUUGUACAAAGAAUGUGGUAAUUCAUCACAAUCUGCAGUAACUAAGUGGUUCAACUAGCUGGGAGGUAAUACACAUACAUUAAGGAAAGUUUAACCGCUGAUGUAAUUCUGUAAUUGGCUUAUGUGGGCAAAAAUUAACAGCAUAAAAGUUUAUCGUAUAGAAGAAUAAAUAAGUGGAAAGACAAGUCUUAAGUUCAUUCAGAACUAUCUAAAUUAUGCUUCGAUUUGGUUACUCUAGUAAACUGCACUUUCAAUGGAAACUUUUGUGGGUGGCGUAGCUUGUCGCUGUCACCGGAUCAGGUCAGCUGGAAGAAAGCGGGCAACAAAACUGGACAGAAAGGAGAUUUUGCUGGUGAGAAGAGCCUCUCGAAAGGAGCAAUUAUCUUAUUGAAUUCAAAGAGAUUUUGGAGUUGAAUGGAGUUCACGAGUUAACCAAUUCCCUCCCAUUCAAUUAGUGCCAAAGAUCAAUUUUUAAAAGUGCAGUUGAACAUCUUUUUUAAAUUGAACUCUGUGAUAACACUUUCGUAACAUUAUUUUACAAUUUCACACAAAGGAAACUUCAUUUACACUUCUCAACCUAUAAAAGAAAAUCGGUCCAUCCAUCUAUUGAGUCCUCUUAUGCUGGGACCAAAGUGUUUUCGCUUCUCAUAUCACAUGUCCGGGCAGAAAGUUGGAAAACUUGAUAUCCUGCUUCAAGUCCGGAGGCAGCAAGAGGAUUACUUGAUAUGGCAGAAAACUGGAGAUCAGGGAAAUAGGUGGAUACAAGGUAGCAUUGGUAUUGGCUACACCGGCGAAUUUCAGGUAGAAAAUAAAAAUGUGAGAGGAAAUUGUCAGAAAAACAGAUUUAGUCCUACUCAGUUACAGAUGUCUUCUUUUCCUGCAUCAUUAAGUUGUUAUGUUACACUAGGAGCAAUCUAUUUUUACUCCUUUUGCCAGCCCAUUGCAGGUAAACAAAACUACCGUGUAUAUAACAGGAUUCACUCAAAAUUUGAUUAGAACCGAUUUGCGAUUUGGCUUACAAGAAACAUCCUUAGAAUGGUUCGUAAAAGGAUUUAAUAAAUCGGCUAGACCUCUAACCAUGCACAAAAAUUAUCAUCCAUGGUAAAUUUGGUGCUAAUCUAAACUGAACCCUCCCCACUAUUUGUUUCGACUGGAAUAAUUUCUGUUGUUACAGAUUGCGCUGAAAGCAACUCCUGGCAAAAAUUACACAAGCCCUAUAGCUUUGGAUAGCUUCAUAUUAACUGAUGGACUGUGUGACGACGAAAGUGAACUUGACAGCAUUCAACAAGGUUUUUCACUCGUAUCUUUCACAUACGAUUAUUACUGCUUGCACAUCUGAACCAACAUAAUUGUAGCUUCUGAUAUUUAUACGAUGUCGGUUCCAAAUGCAGAUCACCGUUUUUAGGUCUUCUUCGUAAUUGUAACUUAGUCGUUACUUUUCUAGAUAUAUUUCAGCGCAUUUUUCUCGUCAAGCCGCUUUCCAUUAGCAAUUUUUUCCUUCCAGACAAUGCUCACAACAAUUUUUAUACUGCAGGAAACUGUAACUUCGACCAGAAUUUUUGCUUUUGGAAGAAUGAUUUAAAUUUCAUUUUCAAGUGGACUCCUCAAGGAGACAGAGCACCCAAGUAUCAGACCGGACCCAGCGGUGAUCAUACUUCAGGUACGGUCGAUUUAAUACCAUUCCUAUUGGUCAGUUGAAGAAUUAACUAAUCUUUAAUUGUCGAUUAGUCAUACUUUGUUUGCGAAACCAGCAUGGAAUGUAUUUAGUUUUUCACUUUUUUUUUUUUUACCAAAAACUUAGAUCGUGAUGCACUUUUCGUAGGGAAUACAUGAUGGGUAGAACGAGUCGUAAUGUUCAUCAAAUUGACUCCUCUCUUUUAUCGUAAGUUCGCUUUUUUUCUUCUUUAUGGAAAACUCAUUGAGAGUGCAGUUUUCAAUCGUAACCCUUUUUUUAAAAAGAUGGUUUUGGUUGAUAAAAGAGGAAUUAAGUGAGGAAAAAUCAGAUGAAAAUAGGGAAAGCUAUUUAAAAAUUCUCCAGUCUCACCAUUUGCCUUCCUCGGUUUGAUUUUGGUGUUUGGACUCAUUUGGAUAAUGAUUUCAUCAUAAUAGUUGCUGCUUGAUACAGGCUCGACUGUUUACUUUCCUUUUAUCAAGGCACUGGCUCGUACAUUUAUAUUGAUGCUUCAAGUCCUCGCCAGCCUGGAGACACCGCGAGGUUGACAAGUCCAUGGAUGCGGGGUCCACAAUGUAUGACCUUCUUCUACCAUAUGUUUGGUUCACACAUGGGUUGUGUGGUUAUGUAUAUUAGAAUCCAGGCUGGAGAGAAGUUACAUCCAAUAUGGUUGCGGUCGAAAGAUCAAGGAGACCGUUGGAGACAAGGGCAAUUAAGUAUCUACAGCAACUUUACGUAUCAGGUAACAUGAAUGUCUCGACACUUGAUUCUAGCUCCCCGCUCUGUUGUCCUUUCCUAUAUCGCAUUAGGCCAACCAUAGCAAAAUGGCAGGUUCUUGAACCUGAUUCCGCAUAUUAUUAGAAUAAAUCGUAUUCAGGUUUGAAUAGGGAAUAAAAGAGGCAAAGCAUUCUCGAAAAAAGGCAGCUUAUGUGUCAUCUGGCAGUAAAAAUGGCAGUGCCCCUUUUUUACAACGUAUCGUAUCAUUAGCCUCUAUUUUGUCCCUUGCUCUAAAAGAUAAUCAUUGAUGGCAUCAGAGGAGGUGGUGAUUCAGGGGAUGCAGCCCUGGACGACUUCACCUUUCAAAGAGGACCUUGCCGGGAAACAGGUACAGAAACUAUUUUGAUUUCCUUUACGCUGGUGUUAAACGGCUCCCUCUUUUAUGUCUGAAUUCUUUUUCCUGAAAAUAGACAUUUAUUUGUGUCAUUAUCAAACUUCAGCAUGUUCUAUAUACUGUUAUAACUGGAAAUUUUUAACAAAAAGAUGAAUCAAAUGAUGUUUCUAACAUCCCUUAUCGGAUUGAGACCUCCUAUUACUUUCUAUAGAGAGAGUAUAUUUGAUAGCAAACCUUUAUCACAUUAUGAUUUCCAUCUGAGUGUUAACCUAUUUCAAAAAUGGUGACCCUUAUUGUUAUUCUUGAUACGAAAUUUUAGAUGAUAUUUGAAUAUUCAAAUUAAAGAGGCUCAAAAUGAUUACUCUGCCAAUGUUGCAUGAGUAUGAAUGGUUGAACUAAAAACCUCUGCGCUGAUAGUGAUGCUACCUAACAAUCUGUUUUUCUUUUAUCUUUCAUUUAAGAUGAAACCACGUAUUACGUUUCGUCGUAUAUGGGUAAAGAUUAUAAAAUAUCCUCUCGACCUUCUGAACACAGUCUCUACUCCGAAGAAUUCCGUUUUACUCUCAAACAUCCACGAGGACUUCCAACAGAAACCUCUUAUUUUAUCUACUCUGAAGCAUCCAGGAGACGCAGUUUCGUUAGGGAAAAACUAGAUCUGUCUGACUAUAAUAACUAUCCGUUGGAUGUGGUUGUCCUUAAUGACAACGGACCGUCUCGAAAUUGCAGGAAGAUCUAUUUUAUCAAAAGGGAUAACAGUGGACCCAUGAUAAGUCUGGACGACUACAGUGCCUUGGAUUGUUGCAAAGGAAAAAUUAAAUUCUCUCUUUGUGCUCUCAAUGUAACUGAGCCAGGUAGGAAAAUUAACCGCGCGUUGUUCAUUUUGAACGAUUUUUAAAGAGAAACAUUUUUUAAAUCUUUGGCCAUUGCGCAAUAACUGUCCAGUGAUUUCGCACCACGUGAGGUACAAUGGCCAAUUAAAUCGCCCGAAUUUAGUUGUGGGUGAUAAUGGUUGAUAUCUCAAAUAAAAACUUUCAAACCCAGUUCUGUGUUUAAAAAAAUAAUAUGUCUUUUGAUUAAGAAAGAAAAUUACUGCUGGGACUCGCUCGCCUCACAACGUUGUAAUCAAUUGGAAAAUUGUUUCGACCCGUUGAUGCUACCUUCCUUUUAACAAAAAGCACAGAUCCAAGGAAAUUAUAGUUGGUAAGGUAGAUACAUUUACCUUACAUCGGUUAUUGUUUAAGUAAGCUUAAAAUAAGGUUUUGUUAAUUUGCAGAUAAUCGUUUGACUUCUGGAUGUCAGCCCGGUUGGUACGGAGUAGGAAAAUCUUGUUUCAUGUUUUAUUUUGAAUCACCACGGGAGUGGCGCUUGGCGCGAACUUUGUGCCACAAACAAAAUAGCGAAAUGGCCAUUGCCAAAAGCGUUGAUAUACUGGAAGCCCUAGCCAAUCUGAGAAAACAUCUAAAUUCUGAAGACCUGGAUCUCUUUCUUGGGCUAAAGAGCAAGGUACGCUGGACUUGGGUAGACGGCGAAAAGGUGUCAAACGUACACAAAGCUUUGUGGAAGCCUACCGAACCAAGUGGUGAUGGCAAGUGUGGAUCUCUCCAAAGUUUUGUUAGUUGGGAUUCAAAUUGGCGUGGGUAUGGAUGGGGCUGGAAUGACGAUCCUUGCACCAGUCUUAGGAGAUACAUUUGUGAAGAGCCACUGGGUACGUUUCUUAACAACUUGCAAUAACAACUUGUAAUCAAUGUAAAUAUUUGAAUGGCAUCUGCAUUAAAGAUAUUUUCGAAGGCAAAACAGCCUUACAGAUUAACCUCUCAACAUAACCACAUUAAGUAGCCUUUUCGCUUUUCUUUUCAGCUUUAAAUUGAAUUAGUUCCGUCUUAAGUGAAGUUGUUAUACUGACUGGUGUACGCUUCGUUCAGACAUAGUCCCACAAAUCCAAUUGAUGAAUUCAAGUGAUUUACUCUGUAGUUGAUCUUGUUUCAGAUGUUUAAUUGCGUUUUAAGGGUGUUAAAAGUUUCAAAAACAUUACGUCGUUUAUCGCAUUAUUCAGAAUCUGUCCGAGUUAUUUAUGUUUUUACUUCUGCUUCUAGAUGUUCCCCUCCCUGUGGCUCUCUUCUUCGUGGGUGGUAUUAACAAAACUGUGGACCUCAGUCCAAGUGGAGCAAGUAUGGCUGUGCUCAGUGACAUCACCUUACAACCAGGUCCGUUUGGAAAUCCAAGUGGCUCCUUGUUUUUAGGAACUAGCAAUAGCCAUGUGGAAUUGGAAAAUCGCGGAGAAAUCGAUACAAGGUUUUCGAUGAGUGUAUUUGCCUGGGUGCAUCUUAGUAAUUCUAGCACUGGUCAAAUAAUAGAUCACGGUUGCUCGAUGACGGUCUUCCAUUCAACCCUCGGAGUCGAAGUGCUUUUUAAGGAACGGGAAAGUUCUAGGAGUUAUCUCAUACAUAAAAAGGGCGUUCUUAAAGAAAACUCUUGGAAUUUCAUCGGUGUUACGUAUGAGUACUACAGCGGUAUGGCAACUAUAUGGGUAAACGAUAACAUCGUCAUGCGAAAAAUUGUUUUAGCUAAAAUGGAGUUAGCGACGCAGGAGAAUGUUAUUGUUGGAGCCUCAAAAAAUAGGAAAAUGCAAUUCCGUGGCAGGAUUUCUUGCUUGCAGUUUUAUAAUCAAGCAUUAUCUGUGGAUCAAAUCAUGAAGGCUAAAAUACGAUGUAAUAAAACUGGUAAGUAGGUUUAAUUUACUUGUCAGUUAUGAUGCCCACAGAGCUGUACAAAAUCCAGUUAAAAUCGAAAAGUGCUGCAGCGUAAUAAGAUACACCCAUAGCAACCUAACAUAAGAUAUGCCAAUGAUACAUCAUGCCUUCAACAUCGGUAGACCUCACCUAUGAAUUUCUUUAGCUGUUAACCUAUUUUAUAUGGCUGAUCCGUAAGAUUUUCAUUUUUUUUAAACGUUUGGAAGUAUCUGCACCUUCAGUGGAAUAUAGAAGUGUCGGAUGCUACGCAGACAAGCCUCAUCGAGCAAUUCCAAUACUUGAAGGAGCAGACCCCAUCUCUGCCGAGAAGUUCGAUGUGCGUACGAGAGCGAUUGAAAAGUGUGCCCUUGCAGCUCGAAAAAGAGGAUUCACCAUGUUUGCUGUUCAAUAUGGUGGGCAGUGCAUGACCGGCGCAACGGCAGAACUUACUUUCAACAGAUAUAAUGAGAGUAACGAUUGCAAAGCCGAUGGAAAAGGAGGAACAUGGGCAAACAAUGUUUACAUCAUUCGAGGUUCGUUAAUGGAUGUAAUGAUACCAUGCUUUACACUUGAAUAGGAGUCAAUGAUGUUGCUAAUAAAUUCCACGAGUUUGUUUCCGUAAUAUACUUUUCAGCGGUUGGAACGUACACUUUUAGUGGCUUGAUAUUUGUGAACCGUAAAACACUUGAGUUUUUAGUUUCCGGAAAAUAAAUGUCCCGAUAUGACUCAAGAAUUUAUUUUUUUAUCAAGUUCAUUUAAAUAGUACAAUUCAGUCUAAUCAAAUUUUUUUUUCUUGUUUUGUUUUGUUUUAGAUUCUCGAAUCGAAACUUUUCAGUCAUUUUCCAUUUGUUCGAAAAUUUUGGGUGUGUCGGAUAUGCAACUUUAUUUUUGGCCUAUCAUCGCUUACUAGUCAGUUGUAGCUCACGUUUGCACGUCUAAAAAUGUCUCUAAUUAACGGUUUUGCUUAAUAAUUAAAUUGCUUACAUUUCAAAUAGAUUAUAUCGAUAUUGGAUGCUACAGAGAUCGCCGCUCGCGUGCAAUUGCAUCACUCGAAGGAAAAGAUCCGCUAUUGACAGGAUGGCACAAAAAUCGCAAGAACUCUAUCGAAAAAUGUGCUAUAGUGGCUCGCAAAAGGGGCUUCCGCAUGUUUUCAGUUCAGUAUGGCGGGGAGUGUUACGGCAGUGUAACAGCCGAGAAGACUUUUGAUAGAUAUGGCAAGAGUGAUAAUUGCAAAGGUGACGGAAAAGGAGGAGCUUGGGCGAAUCGCGUCUACGCCUUUCAAGGUUUGUGACUGAACUUAUUUCCAUUCAAUUCCUUAUUUAAGACAUAAUCAGGUAGUUUGACAUUUUACGUAAAGACUGAUAUCACUUAAUUUUUGGUUCCCUGUUUGACGCUUAAAUCUUUACUGGGAUCUCUACAUGUUAUUAUAAAAGGUUAAAGAAAUUAUUGAAUGAUGAUAUUACAAUAACCUCAUCCUUAGUUUAUUAUCUCUAGGCUACCGUUGAUAUCUAAAUUAACCAAAAAGUCCAAAAAAAAAAUUAAUCGGAUUGUUUUGUUUUUUCUCGUAGUUUCUUCUUCUUGGUGCAGUCCCAGCUUUUUUCCAUUCCAUGGGGGUUGCUUUUCCUUAGAUGCCGACAACAAAGUAAACUGGAAGCAAGCCUUGGAAAGGUGCAAUUUUGAAGGAGGUACUCUGGCAAAGAUUUCAACGGAAGGGUUAAGACGUGCUUUCUCUGUUGUGUUAGAAGGAAUCAGAUCCUACCGUUCGAGUCAUAACAACUAUUUCAUUGGUAUGAGAGGUCAAUAUGAUGACUGGACGUGGUUUGAUGGCACUUCUUUGAAUGACUCGUUGUGGAUGUCAGGACAUCCAACGAGGGACGCUGAUGAUCUAGCCUGUGCUUAUCUUCCGGCUGGUUCAUCCAGAAUAAAGAAUGGUCCUUGCAAAUCACAUAGAUACCCUUUGUGUCAGAAAAGAUCGGGUAAAUUGUAAUAUGCUUAGCACUAAUAUGCAUAUUUAUGCAAGAGAAGGGCGUUCUGCGGUAAAACACUUCUUAAAAAGUAACUUUGUGGCCUAAAGUCUAAAAACUUCUGAGAAACACGAAAGAAACUAAGUGUCAAAAUCAAUAACGGGAAACUAAAGGGAAAAUAGAUUUUUAACACUUUCAUUUGGCAUAUUUACAUUUAUUUUUUGGGCAAUGACAUCAGAGUUUUCAAAGAUUUUAUAAACAUAAAGCUGGACGCUUGCGUUUUAAGAAAUGUUUUGAAUGGAGAACACUUUUUUAUCAUGUCAAGAUAAUGUUCAAGCUUGCUUUACUUUCACUGCACAUUGCUUCAUUUCUGUCUCGCGCAGAUAUCUCAGCUUUAAAAGGCUUUAAACUAGAAACUGAAAGCUUUCGUUGUAACACAUUUUUAUGAAUAGAGAACGCCUUUUUAAACCAUUUCCCUCUUCUAUUUGAAAAGUUACAAUUAAAUUUAGAUAGUUAUUGUUACAUUAAGGCUUAUGAGGGUUCUUGCUGUUAUUUUCAUAAUUUCUUAGAGUACGUUGUACCGCUUUGUUUGGUUUUGGUCUCCUCUUUCGAUGCAUUAUUUUUUCCUUGCUACCUAACAUCCCUCCUUUUCUUCCUUCAAGGUAAUUGAAACGUGUUGGCCACCGUAACGGUGGCAAAUUUCAAAUACUAUUUGUAUUUUGAUACAUUAGGUCUUACUAUUUUCAAAGUUUUUCACUCUACUCAAGCUAAAUGCAAUUCAAACAUCUCCCAAACUAUGGUGCCGAUGUUUUUUUCUUCGUCAUGCAGAAGCUUCUUUGUCAAACCGAAGUCAAACCACUUGUUCCAGUGUUUUGCUACCGUAUGAGUCCUCUUUGGCUGUUGAUAAAUCUUACACCACCUGCUUUCGUUCAGGAAGGGUAAGUAAUUGUCAUAACAAAGGGAAGAAUCCACAGUCAAUCCACUGGAUUUCCUUUCAUAUGAGUAGAAGCCAAAUAUUCAUUGCGUAUGUAAAGAUUGGGUCAACUAAUUGUGACAUUUAUUUCAGUGUUGUUUUGUGUGUGUGUGUGUUUGUUUCUCAUUUGCAUUCUGUUAAGUUCUAGCGCAACCCUUAUUUCAUUUUUUCAUUUAUUUAGGAGUCGAACCCUUGGUGGCAAGUUAACCUUGAUAAACAUUUGUACGUAAUCUCUGUGGUAAUCACUAAUAAAGUUGAUUGCUGCCUACGGGAUAACGGGAUGAUUAACGUAAGAGUAUUAAACAGUCCACACGGCACAGACUCAACCUGCUCCAAAUCGGUGAAAUAUGAUGGAGUAACCCAGCAAUUUAAAUUUUACUGCUCACCACCAGUGCUAGGAAAUUACCUGAAAAUAACGUUGACGGGUAAUAAUGUCUCUCUUGUCCUGUGCCAAGUUGUCGUGGAAACUAUUGGUAAGUUGCCAGUAGUUCUCUUUCAACAUAAAAGUUCCUUCUUAGAGCCUUCCUUUGGAUCACAUAACUAAGGCUGCGUAUUCGAAGCCUUUUAGGAACUAUUUCUAUUCCUACAGUCAUCGACUUGAUGCAUCGGGGUCGAGAAAUUCAUGCUCAUUUUAAUAGAAUAAGUGUAAACGGCUGAGAUUGCAUAAAUUACAACUUUUAUAAACUCUUUUCCCAUCCUUUAAACAAUCUUAUGAGCGAAGGAAGAAAAUCCCAUUUUUUUUUAGUAUUCAUAUUCUUAGGCGGUCAUAUUCCCCCCCCCCCCUCCUUCUCUUUUACCCUAAGUAGAAGUUAACACGUUGCAAUGUGUCUAUCCACGUUAGAUUCGCCUACCGAGGCAAAGGGAGUGCUACGAGAGACAUGGUAUCAAAUGAAACAUUACGAAGCCAGGAGUAAAUCAAUCAUGCGCGAACAUCCACUCAUUCAAGGUCCGCCUGGAAGCCGGAUAGUUUUGCCAGAUUUUGAUGCUCCUAUCAAUUUGGAAGACAGAUACGCGCAAAGAUUGACUGCUUACUUGCUGGUAAACAUGAAAGUGGAGUUCUUCCUGCUCAUUAAAACUUUGCUUCGUCUUCUUUCGGUGAAAAUGAAAAAUUAGUCAUUCUUUGUUAGUCUCACCCAGUCUGCUUUCAUUUUCCAGCUUCUAAGACAAACUUUAAUCGCCUACUUACCAUUUUUAGGUUCCUCAGAGCGGUACCUACGUCUUUUACGCUGCGUGCGACGAUUCAUGCGAGUUGUGGAAGUAUAAUGUCAUGGAAUUCGGAUUUGUAAAAGUUAACACCAAAUCAGACAAGAGUGUAAAAAACCGAAGUCCAAUCAUAUCUGUAAAAAAAUUCACCAGACAUCUUCAAUGGGACAGGUAAGCGGUUCAUUCGAAGGAUAGAAAGCCAAUUCUCUUGAAUUUUUAAGACAGCCAGAGUUAUGUUUAAAUUUUUCGUGACCUGUCGUUUGAAGGUACGAAGAGCAAUCAUCGCAGCCAAUCUUCCUUGAAAAAUGUCGCUUCUAUCGUAUGGAGGUGUAUGGAAUGGAUGUAGACGGCAACGAUCAUAUAUCAGUUGGCAUGCGUAGGCCGAAUGGAGAUUUUGAAAGGCCCAUUCCUGGGAAAAGACUAUUCUGGACGAAACCAGGUAUUUCGGUUUGGUUUUUAUUUUGUUUUAAUUUUUUCGUAUGUGUGUGUGUGUUUUGUAAUGUUGUUUUGUAUCUUUUUUGUUGUUGUUGUUUUCAUUCUUAUUUAUUUAUUUAAAUUUUUUUUUGUUUUUUCACCUUUUUGAAUUUUUCUAUUUUUGCUGAUUUUUUGUUUGGUUGGCUUUUUUCUUAAUCGAAGCGGCUUCGGAACGUCGUCAACUUUUUUGAAAGGUAAAUUAUGUUAAAAAAAGAAAAAAAAAGGAGAAGGAUAAUGCAUAAAACUAGAAAAAAGCUAGAGACUAAAAAAGCUAGUUUGCAAGUGAACAGUUACCAGCGGGGAAAGAAAGUUUAGAUAAGAUAGGACUUGCUAUAAUUCGCGUUCUACUCUUUUCCUCCGGAGAAGCCUGAUUUCAUGAACUUCAUUUCGUAACCCAGAGUACUUACUGAAUUCAAACCGUGGGUUAAUUCUUAAAAAAAAAGUGGAUCAGUGUCAGCAAGGAUUAUUGAAGGAACGGCGUAAAUUUUUGAAUCUUAAACAGCGAUUUAACUAUAAAAAAAUGCGCUAAAACAUUUCUUUAAAACAUAUUAAGAUUGCUAGAAACCAAGACGACGUUUCGAAGUUGCUAAACGUCAUUUAAAGUCAAAAAAAUUUUUUUGAGUUGCAGUCUAUAUAUACGAAAAUGAAAAUGGGUGAUGAAAAGCUAAACCGUAAGAAAAGAUCUUUGGAUGGAAGACUAAUUCUUAUUGUGUUUUUAUCAUCGGUGUUUCUUUCCGCUGUGCCUGCCGAAACAUUUAUAAAAAGAAAAUUAUUGAUAGCGGAAUCAAUAAGGUCCAUACAGUAGUCGAGACGACAGAAAAUAGAGUGCAAUUUGACACAUUCUGCAUUAAAAGCCUCCGUGGUAGACGAAAGGGCAUAGGCUCGGUGAUAUACUGGUGGUACAACGGAAAGAAACACCGAUGAGAGCAACACAGUAAGAAUUAGUCUUCCAUUCCAAGAUCAAGUGGCCGCUAAUGCGGUUCGGAAGCAGUUGCGCGAUCUUAGCCAUAAGAUUCUCCCUACAUUGCAGCCUGUUUUUGUGAGCAAGAAACUGGGACAAGUUCUUAAACCCAAAGAAAUCAAGCCGUCAAUUGUGAAUCGGCGAUGCGUUCUUUAUCUUUUUUUAUGUGAUCUGUGCGAUGCAGAUUAUGUCGGGUACACAGCCCGACACCUUCAUCAGCGCAUUGCAGAGCACAAAUAUUCGGCAAUCGGUCGACAUUUCGUGGAAACUCGCGGUAGCAACCACCUCUUUAUAGAAAACCAAUUUAGAGUAUUAAAAAAGUGCUAGGAAAAUUUUGAUUGUUUAGUCUUUGAAAUGCUUUUCAUCAAGAAUUUUCUUACGGAGUAGCUUUUUAUCACCCAUUGUUAUUUUGAUAUAAUUAUGUAGAAUGCAACUUCCAAAUAUUUUUUUGACUUGAUAACGACGUUUAGCCAACGUCGAAACGUCGUCGUUUUUUUAGCAAUCUAAAUAUGUUUUUUUAAAAAUGCUUUAUUGCAAUUUUUUCUAAUUAAAUGCUUCUCUAAAUCACUUCUUCUUAAACAGGGACACGAAAAUUGGCGGUGACACUCAACGAUCUUGAAACGUCGAUAGCUGCCAUCGUUGGGUCAAAUCUACGCAUUUCAGGUUGGUAUUGAUGUAAGAAGUUUAACAAUGCUUAAAUAACACGUCAAGCUUUCAUAUUUCAUUUGGGAAUAUGGGGAAUUGACGUGAAAUAUAAAUUGAAAGCUUAAAAAAUUUCAAUUUUUAGAUCUUAUUCUUUCUAACCCUAAGGUACCUACAGCUUCUGUUGUCAGGGCAUAUAUUGCCCUGAUUGUCCAUUGCACCUGAACAUCUCAACCCUGAUGCAAAAUGUAACAAUAGACUCAGCGGUAAAUAUGUCUUGUUUAAAUACAUCCUUCGAGACUUUCUUUGACACAGAGAGACAGCCGGGAAAUUAUACAGUGAAGGUUAGUAUAUUUUAGCGUUACCUAUCAAUUGUUUAUAGACAGUUUGACAGGUAUUAUAUAAUACGAUCAUGAACCAAAUUACUUCAAAAUCUAAAACGAACACUUGAUAACCUUAGUAUCACACUUCUUCAAAUUUCAAACAUGUUCUUAAGAGAAAGUUGAUAACCGUGUAACCAUUCUUAAAAUUGUCGUAAUUUGAGACUAAAAUUGUCCAUCAGAUCAGCUAUUCAUUCCUGGACCAAUCAGGGCAAAUUCUUGAAGAGAGAGUGCUUGGAAAUGUUCAUCUUCAAGGUAACUGCGUUUUAUGAAGUUGAUGAUUUAUUUUUCUUCCUCUCUCUUUUCAUAAGUUAAGUAUCAGUUACACGUUAAAUAUACAGGUCAGUUUGUAUAAGGUUCAAAAGACUUCACAAUAAAUACGGACUAAAUUCAAACUUUGAAAGAGUUAGUGGACAACAAUUAUAUAGCGACAUUCUGCCUUUUUUUUCGGACAAAACGAAAAUUUGGGCAUAUUUUGGCGAGCAAUCAACCAAAUGAAUGAGUUGUAGAUCGGUUUGCUGGGUCGUGAGGUUAAACUGGAGAUAGUUUAGAAAAUCAUUGAGAUUUGCUUUCAGAAACCAGGAACUGCAAAAUAGCUUACAUGUACGAGGCAAAAGUACUUUCUUGGAAACUAUAUGUUUCUUGGAUUUAUCCGCCCAUUCUUGUCUCCGUUUUUGGUUAACAUCCCUAAGAGAAAAAGCACUUUAGCAAACGAUUAUAAUAAUUACUUUUAAACGAUAAUUUGAACUCUCACAGCUGCUCUAGUAUUAAAAGAAUGCCAUUUCGAGUCUGGAAAUUGUGCGGGCUGGACUAACCUUGGAGGCAAGGAAAAGUGGAAGUUCUCCCAAGGUAAGAAGAAGGAUAUUUCUGCCUGCUUACUUUUUUUUUUUUUUUUUUUUUUUUUUUUUUUUAAGAAAAUGUACGCUAUAGGAUCUCUGCGUCAUAAUCUUUUUUAAACUGUCCCGCUCAAUCUCCAUACUUAUGUGAAGGAUUGGCUUAAAGUAGCUUGGUCCUUUUCUAUAUAAAUGUGUUUACUGACUCAAUGUUACAUCUCCCAGGUCCUUUUGCCUACAUCGGAAGAUCUUCCAGGGGACAGCUUAAGAGUCCUUUGUUAUCAGGGAAACCAGCUAAUGAGAUGGUGGGCUUGUGCCUACGGUUCAGAUACCUCAUGCCAACUAAAUCAAAGUCGUAUUUGAAAGUUCUACUUUGGGAAGCAACAGAAGAAAGGGAGUUAUUAGUUUGGCAGCUGCUUGGAUACCAUGGUCAAGGAUGGUCAAUGGCUCAGGUGGUUUUGCCAAGCUCUGUAUCUAUUCAGGUAAUUGAAGCUUCCAUUUCAUUUGAGGGAAAUCUCUUUCUAUUUGUAUUCAUGGGUGAGGUUUAUAUCUAUGUAUGUUACAACCUUGAAACAUUUUAUUUAAUUAUUGAUAACAUCAUUUUCUAUUUCUUUCUAUAUGUUCCUGUUUUGUGACAGGUUAUGUUUGAGGGAGAAGGCUUUGUUGAUGACCCAGUGAAUGUGGCAAUUGAUGACGUCAGCGUAACGACUGAGAACUGUGUUUUACUACCUUACUAUGCAAAGCCAGGUGAUCUUUUCUUUCCGUUCCCUCUUUUCAUUCCUAUACUUUCGAAUAAGGAACUUAACGAUCAUUUUAAUCUUCCAAAAUCCUUACCACUUACGCUUGAGGCGUACACUUGGUUUGCCAACAGCUCGUGGCCACUAGUAGGCUGGUCAUGAAAGUAGCAACCAGAGCAGAGACUUAUGGUUCAAUUCUGUCCUAUGUUUAACUCAUUAGUCUUUGAUAAUAAUGUAUUCCGGCUUUGUAAACUUCUCUCACAGAAAUGUGGCACAGUUUCGGUCAUUAUUUCUUUCUCUUUAUGGCUUUUCAUUUAUAAAGAAAACGAAAUAGGAAACUUAUUUCGCCGAGUUUUUUGUUAGGUUUUCACUGUGGCGAAAAAGAGUUUCAAUGUGACAAUGGGGAAUGUGUCAAAAAUGAUUUAACAUGUGAUGGUGACCUCGCGUGUAAAGAUGAAUCGGACGAGGAGAACUGUGGCUGCCCUUCCAGUGAGUUUGCUUGCCAGGAUGGAAAAUGUAUCCCCGCGGCAGCUGUGUGCGAUGGUAGCAACGAUUGCUCAGACGGAGAUGAUGAACAUAACUGUCGUAAGUUCAUGAUUGCGCUAAGGACGCCAAGGGAGUUUUCUUUUAACUCUUGUGGUCAUUUCGGGCUAAAGAGUGAUUUUUUUACCGAUACGUUUCAAUAAGACAGUCGUUAAGUCUGGCCAGCGGUAAUGAAACAAUUUUAUUUCUUUACUCUAUUUUUCCGCAGUAUUUACAUUCGCAUGACUCAAAUUAAAGAUUUGCUUUUCAGGUAGUCCAUGUCCUUUCAAAUAUCAUUGUCUUGAUGGUACUUGCAUUUCCUGGUCUAAUACCUGUACGGAAAUACCGUUCUGUGAGGACGGUACUAACACACCGUCUGUAUGUGGUAAGUAGAAAACAGCAGCCUAGUGUAUACCUAAUUCUAAUUGAGCUUAUUUCGUGUAAAUUCACAAAAACUCUAGACCAUGCCUAUUCUUGUCCUGUAACACAUGAAACUAAUCAUCAUAAUGUCUUAAAGUAUCAUGGUAUGCUUUAGAAAUUGCUGUUUAAGAAACAGUGAGAAGGCUUCGAUCUUGCCUUUCCCUUGAUAUUUCUGCAUUUCAGGAGCGGGAGAUUGCCUCCUCAGUGAUUUAUCGUGUUCAUCAGUCACGUCAGAAGAGCUUUUGCAGUGUAAAUCAUCUUUCAGAGGUAACAUUCAUAUCAAAUUACUAAGAUGCUGCCAUACCUUAAAAUCCACUCUUUUUCCGGUAAGUUCUUUUCUACUUUUAUCCUCUCCUUGCCUUUAUGUUUACGAUAUGGAGACAGAACGUCUGGUGCAUCUGGGGACUGAUUUGGUAGGCUUGUUUGAUAAAAGACAGGGUUCAGAUGAAACAAACGUAGUUAAUUUUGAUAUUCGCGAAUUACUGAUUAUAAUUACGAAGACUAAAAUACCUACAGUAAGGCAAAUUCGACUCAAUGAAACAUAUACGGGGUCAUUUACAGUUUUCAUUGUGGAAAAUUGGAACAGUCAGUUUUAGUUGUAAAUUCCUUUGGUUCAUUUUACACAUUGCAAAUGACCGUAUCAAAAUGAAGUCGUUCGUGAACAACAACCUCGUGUACCCUUGCAAUUCAAUAUUGAAAAGCGACUCCGUAUGCAUGGAGGGGAUAUUAAUCCGAAGCUUUGUUAUUCUUCUGUGUUUCGGUAACUAGCUGAUUUUUCCUUUCAAACAGGCCAUUGCAGUUUCGACGAUAAUUUUUGCUCAUUGAAAUAUGACUGGAAUGCCACGUUCCAGUGGACCAUAACGUCGGGCAAGACACCAACGGAGAAUACUGGUCCAAGAUAUGAUCACACCACUUUUAGCAAGGAUGGUAAGGACUAUGUUCAGGACUAACACUUCGUGAGAUCAAUUUUCUGCCCCCGUUCAGACUUUUUUUAACGAAAAUGUCGCGUAGGAAAUGCCAGUGGGAUAUUAUGUUGUGAAAUACACCCAGUAAUCUAUCCUAGAAAUAUUUGAAGGACAUACUGGACUAAAUAAGGAAAGAAUCCUAAAAUUUCGUUUAUCUAUUGACAUAACUAUUUAUAUCUGUUACUCUAAUUUAUUAAGUUUCUGAUGUUGUUUUCUUGUUUUUGUUUUAACGUUUCUAAUUGUUAUCUUCUCCGGGAUUUAUAGUUUUAUGUGUGCAAUAUGUGUAACUCCAUCAUUGUAAGAAAUGUAGUUCUGAAAGUGAUUCUGGAAUGUUAACAAGGCAAAUAAGCUAAUUAAAAUUUUCCAAGGUUAUCCUCUUCGACGUUCUAUAUUAACGAUAUAGAUAUGAGACGGUGGAAAAUGCAGAAUUUUCUCUUGAUGUUUACGUCUUCCUACCAUUUUUUUGGCAUAGCCUGAACUUUAAAAGAAAUAGCUGUUAUUCUAUAACAGGGUCGUAUAUCUACAUCGAAGCCUCUCCACAAUUGCCUGGAGACAGAGCAAGGCUGUUAAGUGACUGGAUGGGACCCAAUGAAGUAGUGUGUAUUCAGUUUUGGUAUCAUAUGUACGGGUCAGAAAUCGGCAAUUUGAGCAUCUACUUAAAAACUAACCAAUCAGAGACAAUUGUAUGGACACUUUCGGGAAAUCAGGGGGACCAGUGGAAGUUCGCACAAACAACUUUGAAUAGUGGAGAUGCUUAUAAGGUAGGCCUCCUUGUAUUUAUGGUUACCGAGUACUUACGACUGCAAAAUGUAAGGUUUGUUCAUCGACAUCUUUAAUUCAUGAAAUCAAAUGUAUGAAGGUACUUUUGUGAUCAUUGAGUUAUAUCAUAACUACCAGCAUCAUUAUCAUAGCUACUCUUAAUGUUAUCGUCAACGUCAUCGUCAUUAUUGUUUUUUACAAGUUUAUCAUUGAGGGAAUGGUAGGCUAUGGAAGCAGCGGUGAUAUAGCUCUGGAUGAUCUCACUUUGCUUGAUGGAAACUGUAAGACAAUUCUUACACAGAGUAAGUGAAAUGAGAUAUUUAACAAAGUUAGAUGUCUAUAAGCCAAUGGCUAUGCAUGAUUUUUGUUUCAUUUUCGUUGUAGUAGGAAGAAUAAUUUGUAAAUAUUGCAUUUAAAUGUACAAGCAAAUUUUUGUUUCUCGUGUUCCGUAAUUGUAAAUUUGUACGUUUCUAGAUAAUUCCUCGCAACAAACAGUCUUUAAACUAAAAUAACGACUCAAGCUUUGCCGUUAACUUAUUGGACAUUUCGUUGUACCAGCGCAAUAGAAAAGCCACACAUAAAGUGAGAGUUACAGGAGACAUACAUUUGCACUCGGUUAUAGCAUAGUGAGUAGAAAUAAUUUACUGGGCAGUUUGUUUUGUGGCAUGUAACGACAAUGAGGUCCUCUGACCCCUUUGCACUUUUAGAGAGUUUGAACUGUGAUUUCAAAGAAGGCACAUGCGAUUGGGAGGCUCAAGGAGGGUGGACACUUUCAAAAGGUGUGUCAUGAUUGAAAUUUACCUUAGCACGCUCUUCAGUUGAGAGUCGAUUUGAACAGUUAUUGCAUGUUUUAAACAAUUUUCGGCUUUUGAUAAUUCUUUUCUGUAACAAUCUCUUAUCAGACGGUUCCUCUAUUUUUCUUCGCCGUGGAGCACAUGCGGUGCGUCACUCUCUAUUUUCGCCUCCGAACAUAAAUACCAACGAAUGGAAGUGUUUACAUCUCCGAUAUUUCAUCGGAGGCAACGACGAGUAUGAAGCAUCCAUAACAGUGUUAUUAAAGAUGUUAACAUCAAACCUAACGACUUUGCUUCUCUUUGCGGACCAGACUACAUCUGGGACAACAUACACACAAACACCGUUACCAACAAAUUUCACAGACGCUCAGGUAUUUACCCAACAUGCUCGUAUUGUAGACUUAGAUCUUUCAUAAGCUUUUUAAGCUUCCUGCGAAUUAGAGUUAUUUUAAAUCAAUUUGAUGUUGAAUUCGAGAAGCUUUUAGUUAGAAAGUUAUGCUGCACACUCAAGUGAUGUUACUCCGUUAUUGAAAAAGACGCCAUUUCAUAUCAUUAUGUAGAUCGAAAUAGUGGGAACAAAUGAAUGGAAAAUUCUGGCUAUCAGACAAGUAUCCUUUUCCAAAGACUCUUGUGAGCAUAUUCCCAAGCGAAGAAAUGGUAAGUCUCCAUCACAAUUUAUGGCCUCUAUUCACGUGUAUAUUGUUCCGAUUGUUGCUUGUCGAAUUAUGGCUAUGUAUCUCUAAAUGCCACAAAACAAUGAAAGUUUCCUAAUAGUUUGGCUCUUGCUCUCAAUAUCUUUAAUAAAAGGCAAGCAGCUAUAAACAGUCGAAUAAUGCAAUUUCAAUUUAAACAGCGUAUAAGCGUAUCUGAUUUACAUUUAUAGAUUCCAAAGAGGUAGCCGCUGAAUACACCUUGAAAGAACCUACUUGAAACCGAUUUUUGUCACACUUUGUCAUUUAUGUAAUCUUUAGAUUUGCAUCAGCAUAAACCCCUUGGAAUGGAAAACGGUGAGAUCCUUGACAAGAAGAUCACCUCAUCUUCACAACUGGAUGUGAUUCAUGCCGCCAUCCAAGGGAGACUUCACUUCCAAGCAACCCCAGGCAAAGCAGGGUCUUGGUCCGCUGGUUUAGAGGACUCAAGUCCAUGGCUCCAAGUUGAUCUGAAUAUUCAGAACACAAGAGUUACAGGGGUUGCCACGCAAGGGAGAAACGGACCCUUCGCUCAGUGGGUCACGGAAUAUAAGCUGCAGUACAGCAACGAUGGAGUAAGCUUCAAGUAUUACAAGGAACCCGGACAAACCACAGAAAGGGUACGUACGAAAUGUAGAAAGACGUCGAUCCCAGAUGCAAGUCCAGGACAAUUAAAAAUUUUUUAUUGAUUGUAGGUGCGGUUGUCAGAUGGAGAAACAUGCAAUUUAUUUCUCAAAUGUGUAUUUCCUGGGAACAAUUCCACACGCUCGUGAAAAAUGGAUGACGCUUUAAGACCAAACCCUGAUCUACUUCCACACAUGAUUUUUUCAUCACUUAUCCUCACAUAACAAUCCCCUAAAAAGGCAGUUUUUUUGACGAUCGUCAUCCUGUGAGCAUUCUCUAUAUCAACAGGGCUUAGUACAGAUAAGUAAUAUCUUUUCAAGAGAUUGUUAAGGGGCUAAAAUGUGAGUUAAUUAACAUCACAGACCUAAUUGUUGGUAUUUACAAAGCAAAAACUAUCAUAAUGCGACGUUUUGUCGAUACAGCACUUUGCUGGAAACGCUGACCAGGAUGCUGUCGUUUUUAAUGAACUUAAUCCACCGAUCAGAGCACGUUACAUUCGCUUUCGACCUGUGGCUUGGUAUAAGGCAGCUUCAAUGAGAGUUGAACUGUAUCAGGGUGUGGAAGGCAAGUCAAUUACUUACUGACGUUUGGUUUUAUUCUUUCUUUUCUACGAAAACGCUUAGAUAAGAUAACAUAUUUGGUAUUACUUGGCAAAAAAGAAAAAUGUAAAACAGUGUAAGUGCCAUUUUGUAUGUACAAAUUACAGACACCUUUGGCUAGAAUAAUAAUGUGUGUAUUUCCAAGGGAACUUUCGUAGUAAUCGCUGUCUAGAAGAAUGUUAUUUACUAGUUUAUGGAAACGUUUUAAUUCUCAUUGAGAUAGCUGUAUUCGGGACCAUCGUGCACAUGUAUGAGAUUUCGGUUAAUUAGCUUGAACAAGUGCUUACAAUCAAUAGCUUACCUCAGAAAUUUGUAGUUCGUUGAUAAGGAUUGACGAUUAUCAUUAACAUCGAUAAGGUACUUUUCCUUACAAUGAUCUGCUUCAUUACCGUUAGAGUGUAAUAAAGCUCUGGGAAUGGAAAACAGCGAAAUCUCGAGUGGACAAAUUCUUGCCUCUUCACAAUGGGAUGGAUAUUCCGCCGCAAGCCAGGGAAGAUUAUUCUUUCAAGCGACAGAGAGGACACAGGGUGGAUGGUCAGCUGGCCAAAGGAAUGCAAGGCAAUGGUUCCAAGUUGAUCUGGGAAGUCAGUACGUUAAAAUCACAGGUGUAGCAACACAAGGCAGACAAGAACACGAUGAGUGGGUAACCAGUUACAAACUGCGCUACGGGAAUGACGGAGAGAGCUUCCAGUACUUCAAGGAAGAAGGGAAAGUCGAGGACAAGGUGAGUACAAAAAUAGUCAAUUAAAUGUUUAUCAUGUUUUAGCAAACAGUAAUCAAUGUCAUUCAAUUGCCAUUUUUCAACUUCUGAUAAUGUCAUAAAAACUCCAAAUCAGCUAUUCAGCUAAUAGGUAAUCGAUAACCAGUUGGUCGGGUAAAUCUCCGCCCUGGUCAGUUAUUAUCACCGGUGCUCAUCGUCUUUUGUUUUUCUCUUUUAUAAAUUGAGAAUUUAGACGAAUGUAAUGAUUUGAUAUGCUAUGAAGUCUUAAUUAAUCACUAGUUCGCGUGUUGAGACCUUCUUUGACGCGUACUCGUUACCAUAUCCUAUGCGGUAUCCACUGAAAUUAUCUUCAUUUUAGAGUAUCCCUUCAUUAAAUCUAAUCAACAAAUCUUACUUUACAUUCGUCUUACUUAGGAAUUUACUGGAAAUAUGGACUGUUGCACCAUUGUUCAUCAUAAACUUUACCCAGCCAUCAAAGCCCGUUUCAUUCGCCUUCAACCCCUCUAUUGGCAUAACUGGAUAUCUAUGAGGGUUGAAUUGUAUGGCUGUUCAGAUGGUAGGCGAAGCAUUUUCUUCUAAGAGAAAAUAAUUUUCAGUUUCAGUCUCUACGAUACCUGUAUCCGAUACAGGUCCUUUAGCUCAAAAACUUUUUUACCCUUUGCAUACAGUUGUUUGCUUUCUUUUCUUUCCUUUUUUUUCUCUUGUUUUUUUGUUUUUUCAAAUUUAUUCAUUGUCUGACUGAGGAAAAUCACCAUGAAAUAAUUGUUUAGAGGGUAUUUUGUUGGAAUAUAUCAUCAGUUAAUUUAGGUUAAGAAAGCUUCAGUAUAGAUUAUGAUCCGGGAUAUUUAUUUACUUGAUUCGAUUUCCAUACAACUAACAGAAUGUCAAACGGAUCUUGGCUUAAGAGAUAAAGCUAUUCCUGAUGCACAGCUAAGUGCUUCAUCGCAACUGGAUCAUAACCAUGCCGCAUCUCAAGGAAGACUGGACUAUGAAGGUGAACGUUGGAGAUCGUCAGCCUGGUCAUCUCGCACUGAAGAUAAAAGUCAAUGGCUCCAAAUCGAUCUUCGAAGUAUAUACAUUAAAGUAACCCGGGUGGCUACACAAGGUCGAACCGGCACAGGGCGCAAGAACUGGCAGUGGGUAACACAUUAUAUGCUGCAGUUUAGUGAUGAUGGAGAAAACUUUACUUUCUUUAAGGAACUAGGACAGUCAGCGGCAAAGGUAUUGUACAUUUUUUAACGGACUUGUUAACGUUGUGUUCUGUUACAAUGAUAGAUAUUUAGAGACAACAAAUUGCCGUUCUUUCAAUUUAGAAUUUUAGUGGAAACAGCGACAUCAGUACUGUUGUUUAUAAUAACUUAAACCCACCGAUCAGAGCUCGUUACAUCCGCUUUAUCCCACAAGCCUGGUAUGGCCAUAUAUCGAUGACGGUGGAGCUUUAUGGAUGUCUGGAGUAUAGUAGUAAAGGUGAGGAGUGCAGCUCGGACUUAAAAUAGGAAUGUGUCUCUACGAAAAUAGCGAAAGAAAGUUGUUCUAAGAAUGCUGUAAAUGCAUCAAUAGAACAGUGCAGCUUUCUCAUCAAUUAGCAACUUUAUGAAGACGACGUCGACUUCUAAUUUACUCAAGUGUCAGCUCUAUUUGUUAUGUACUCAUUCAUAUCAACGAUCACUUAUUGACUGAAUGACUGACUGACUGAUAUGCUGAUUGAUCAACGGACUGGUUACCAGAGUGGGUAACUGACUAACGGACUAUGUCAGUAUGACACGUUAUAACUUUGGGUUUGGGCUAAACGUUAGCUCGGUAAACACAUAAUCUUACUUAAUUGGUGAAUUUUGCCAGCACAUCGGGUUUCUUCGGUCUUACCUUGGGUAUUUUGGCUUUACUGCCUUUCUCCAACAUACGAAUUAUGGCUAGACCGAAAUUACCUGUUGCGCCGCCCGAGAGUACCACCUGACGCGAUUAGGUAUUGUAGCUAUUCUUGCAAAUAAAAUGUUUGACAUGGUCCUUAAUCGUGUUUUCGCCCUUUAGUUACCAUGAAUGGAUCUGAAUGUCGACAAGCUCUUGGUAUGCAAGACGGUUUAAUAUCAGAUGGACAAAUCAGCGCCUCUUCAGAAUACAAUGAAUUUCAUGCUGCAAUCUUUGCUAGGCUGCACAUUGCACCGAUCACCGCAAAAAAGGCUGGUUCCUGGACUGCGGAGAGAAAUGAUUUACAUCAAUGGUUGCAAGUGGAUCUAGGAAGCCAGUACACCAGAGUAAUACGAGUUGCAACGCAAGGAAGACACGAUGAUAGCCACUGGGUGACAAGAUAUAAGUUACAGUAUGGAAAUGACGAAAAAAAAUUACAUUACUACAAGGGUUCCGGAAAAUUUUCAGAUAAGGUACUGUAAUUAAAUGAUGUACUGCGAUCAAUGGUAUUUCAUUCUUCAUUCCUUGACUUUCAGCUUUAAUGCCGAUUCAGGGACCCAAAACCUCAAUCAAUUUCUGGCACGGGAACAAAUUCUAUAGGUCAUAACUCUAGACCUGCUCAAAUUGUUUCCUGCAAAAAAAAAAAUUAUCCUUUCCCCGUAGAUAUCCCAAUAACAUAUCGAACCGUAUCGAGAGGAAGAGGAAGCUGGAUCACUCGCUUUCAGAAACUGCAAACUUUUCAAAGAAUGCUCCAAAUACAAUAAGUUCACCUAUUUAAGUAAUUGCAACGAUGAACAUUCGUAAACUAUAAACGGUUGUUUUAUUUCUCCUAACCUAGAAUUUUGUUGGAAACUCUGAUCGAGACACUGUCGUUUUCAGUGAACUAAACCCGCCAAUCUAUGCACGUUUUAUCCGCUUUCGACCACAACAUUGGUUUGGCCACAUAGCCAUGAGGGUAGAGGUCUAUGGCUGUCGAGGUGAGGAAGUAUUAAUUAUUUUCACAAUUUUUCAACUCUCAUCUAGUCCCAUAUAUUGUCCUUCAAUUCCGUCUACCACACCUCCUGCUGUGCACGUGUAUUUUUUACUUGAGCUUGAUUGCUGUCAACGUUUGUAAUAACUAGUCAGCAUAGAGUCGCCAGUUGUGAUUUACCAACAAUCCAUGCUGGUUUUUUUAUGUAGUUGUUUGUUUUUGGUGUUUGUUUUGUUUCAUUUUUUUUACCAUGGAAUUUGAGGAUACACGUAAGUAUCAAGAAUUCUCAUAGAUUUAUUAAAACCCUCAGAAUGUAUGAAACCUCUCGGUGUGGGCAACGGUGCAAUAUCUGAAAGACAGAUGAGUUCUUCUUCCCAACUGGACGAUGCUCAUGCGGCUAUGCGAGGGAGACUCAACUCCAAGGCAGCUAAGGAUAAAGGAGGAUCCUGGUCCGCUGCCUCGAACAACCGCAGCCAAUGGCUUGAGAUAGAUCUCCGUAGUCAGAACAUCAAUGUGACCCGUGUAGCCACUCAAGGAAGACAUGAUUCCAGCCAGUGGGUGACGAAGUACAAGCUGCAGUACAGUAAUGAUGGUGUUAACUUCCAAUAUUACAAAGAGCCGAUGAAAAAUGCACAUAAGGUGGCGCAUAUUUUUUUCACGGACAACUAUACUUCAGUUCCCUUUUCCAAUUCCUUCUAGUCAUCUUAUGACGAAUAAUCUUUAUUUGCUAAACGCAGAAUUUCCGUAGCUUCGGUGUAUUUAUUGUAUCUUUAACCUGAAGUUAUUAUGCCCUAUAAUCAAUGCUAAGUUUCGUCAAACCUUGGUAUACUGAUUACAAAGUUGAAUUGUCUAUUGGAUAGGCAGAAAGAAACAAAUUACACUUAGUUAUAAGUAAGGAGGUGAGAUUACUUUUCGUUUAACAAUGGUUUGGCGUGGUCUUUACUCUUAUCGAGAACCAUAAUCAUCAUCACAGCGGUAAAAAUGUUGAUUGUCGGUGAUCGACUGUCAAUUGGCGUCAUAUAAAACGAUUCUUUCAGAGCGUGACUAUUGCAUGACACGUUUACACGAGCUUUUUACGGCUGAACUUUGUACUCUUAUCGACAAUCGCAAGUUGGCCAAUCAGAUUGCGAUGUUACUGCCAAUUGUCGUAAAACUAGCAUUGCACACGAGCUCUAUAACUAAGGAAGACGCUUUGUUCUCAAAAUUUUAUCUUUUAACCCUAAAUAUUACGAUUAUUGAGAUUAUUAAGAGUACGUUAAUCGUUAUCUUUUUAAAAACGUGUUUCAUUCAUUAACAUAGAGGAUGUACAAUUUUCAAUCUGUAGAUUUUUGAUGGGAACGUUGAGCAACACGCCGUUGUUUAUAAUGAACUUGUCCCGCCUAUCACAGCACGUUUCAUCCGUUUUUGGCCUGUUGACUGGUAUGGUCACAUAUCAAUGAGAGUAGAACUUUAUGGAUGUCAAGGUAAUUUGUGAUGUGUGUCCUUCCUAAUGAUUUUCAUUCAGUUCAUCAAGCGAUCAAAUAAUUGAAUUCAGAUUUGUUUAGAUGUCGAGGCAUUCCAAGGAAGUACAUUUAAAGGGAAUCCUUUUUUGGUACUCGCUAAAUGAUAAAAAAUUUUCGUGCAACACCGGAAUUUUAUACUAUGAGGAUCUGGUAUCUCUAGUGUCUUGUUGCACCCUUUCAGAUGACCGACCCUGUGACACAUCAGUAGAUUGGUGUGGAUGGAAAAACGAACGUGGCUGGAAAAGAAUCAAACAUAAAAAUCUUGAUCAGAUCUCUCAGAGCGAAGGUGGCGGACAAGAAGGUUCGUGAUGACUUGAAAAAAAAACUUGAUAAUAAUUAAAUGUCGUUUGUUUCGAUAAAAAAAAAAACUUUAGCAUUUGCAACAGACAUUGAAAAAAGGAUGACAAUAGCGUUACAAGAAGAAUUAUUUUGGUUUCGUUUUUACUUUUUCCGUUUAAGGUUUUAGUGUCGACAGCAACUUUGAGGUCCAUCUCCCUGACAGCGAGUACGGUUACAUAUCAUUAUCAGAUGUGGUACUGGAUGAAUGCUGUUUCACCGUUUGCUUUUGGUUGAAUACUGCUGACAGUGGCUUCUUUAUGGAAUACAAAAAUGAGGGAUCAGCCGAAGAAAAUAAGAUUCUACUUUUCGGAAUCUAUUGUGGAAACAACACAUUUUCUCUUCAAAGCGGCAGCGAAAGAAGGUAUCACAGUGGGAUUUGUAUAGGGUUGUUUCUUGUCAUAUAUCUUACUCUCAAUCUUUGAGAUUGCCUUAGCAGAGAUGACACCUGAGAAUUAUCAAUUGUUGGGAAGUUAACUGCCUAGAACCAUGGUUCAUCCAGAGAGACCUCGCUCCCUGUGUCCCUUCAUUCAAAGCCUACAAAAUUGUGUCAGUCAGUAUUGAGCGUGAUAUAUUAUCUGUAAUUAUAAGUUACUGAAAGACAGUGUCUUUCGCUCUUUCUAUACAGAGAGCAUUCAAUGGACUUGAUGGAUUCCACCUGGCACCACGUAUGUGUCUUCUGGGAUGGGAAAGUUGGAAUGCUUGCAGUUUUCAAGGAUGGUCAAAGAAAUGUCAAGUUAAAUAACUUUAUGGCGCCCUUACUUCAGAAGCCGAAUGAAGGUAUGUAGAAGAAGCUGGGGAUUAGGGAUCUCUCAUUUAAGGAAAUGAUGAUCUUCUUCUGAGUUGCACCUGGAUGCAAAGAAGUUCAACAAAUUGACAAAUUUAACCUAAAGGUGAACACUUUUAAGUUAGGUUUGAUAACGCCGACAGUUUUGCGAAGUUGACUUAUUGUUUGCGGCCAGAACAUGGAAAGACUUUGAUAAAAGAAGCUAUAGAAUCAAAUUAUUCGGUCACUUUCCCCCUUUUGCAUUGCAUCUUUGAACCGUUUAAACCAAUUUACCCUGUGAAAAAUUUGUUUUCAUUUGCAUAUGCAGGGGUCGUGACGAUUGGUUUUAGGACUAUAAAUGGAACUGCGUCUGUUAUUUUUGGUAAACUGAGUGGCUUUAAUAUUUGGAGCACCUUAGUCACGGCAGAAGAAAUACUGAGCAUGUCUUACGGUUGUGGAAAGGAAGUUGGCAAUGCAAUGGCCUGGGGAAAAGUUAGAAAUGGGCUAAUUGGGGAAGUAGAGAUGCAAUCACAUCCAACUUGCAACGAUGGAAAACGUAAGUCAUACCUCGAUAACUUCAUUAUUGUUAUCGUUGUAGGCCAAACAUGAAAAACGUGUUUCAUUCAUUAACAUAAAGGAUAGUUUGAAACAAGAGCCAUCUUCACGUCUAUUGUUUGAUUCAAGGAUUUUUUCCUCUUAUUUUUUUUUCUUGUGGUUGUGCACUUGUGCCAACCGACAAUCCAAAAUACCUCUUGUCAGUUGGUCUAGUUUUCUGGCAUGACCUAUUCAAACUAAUGUUGAUUAGGAGCUCUUUUGAUACAGUAGUGCCUCACUCUUCGACUGACAAGAGGUGGUCUUGGGUUUUAAAGAAAUUGCAGCAUGAUCAGCGGAGUCUAUCGUAGGUCUCUGAUAUGUUAUAGGUAUAAUGUCUUUCAUUAGCUUUGCUUUGGUCAUGUAAAUGAAAUUUGAAGGAAUGCAUGAUCCUUGAUUGUCACACGUGUAUCAUUUACCAGAGUCAAAAUUCAAAAUAAGGUUUACAAACGCCAAUUCAUUAACAUUGUUUGUAUGACUGCCAGGUGCCAGGCUUGUUGUAGAUACCGCCGAUUUCAAGCCAAAUGGGACCGCUGUUCUUGUGAGCCCCACAUAUAAUAGAUCAAGCGACGGGAAAAGCAGAUGCUUGAGGUUUCGCUAUAUGCUGCAGGGGUCUGGAGAUAAAACGUUGACAAUUUUCCAGAAAACAGGGGGUUAUCGUGAAGUACCCCUCUGGACUUGGAAACGCAACUCUGGCCAAGAUUGGAUUUAUGGUCAAGUUCCGCUGACCUCUAUUACGAAGUUAAAGGUAGUAUCAAAACUAUGGAAUUUUCUUUUCCAUGGCUACAUUUGGUAUCCUCGUACUAAAUGAACAAUGCAGGCCAUCAAUUCAUUCUUGUCAGUUGAUGGUAUUGCUGAUAAGGUGCAAAACGUCUUCUGCAGUACCUAAAAGUAAGUUAACAAACUUCUUUUCCCUCUUUCAGAUUCUGAUUAAAGCCCAAAAAAGCAGGGAGAAAGACUUGAUUGCCUUGACAGGGAUAUAUGUCAAAGAGGGACUCGAAUGCAAACUUAGACCGCUGUCGGCGAAACGAGGUAACUCACUUACCUGUAUCUUAUCUUGCAUUGUUACUUUAUGUAUAGUCCUAUGUUACAUCGUUUUUAUAGUGUCUAAUAAAAUUAGCUUGGAAUUUCAAAGGAAGGAAGACUGCAUUACUUUUAACACGCUUUCUGAGGAUCUCCUCCUUUAUCACUCCUUUGGAACGAAGUUGAUCAUUCGUUUAAGAUGCGAGGCAUCAUUUUCUUUGAGAAAGUAACAUACUUAAAUGACCCACCUUUGUAAAAUACCAUUAAUCACACUUCUCUAUUCCUUGCUAUGCUGUCUUCUUCAUCUAUGGGGAGUAAUAGGUAGCAGUUCAUGCACUUUGCUGGUUUAAAUUUCUUUAUUUCUUCAUCUAUAUCUUGCUCUUUUUCCUGUUCUAUUUUGUAACCUGUUUUGUUUCGGUUCGUUUUGUUUUAUUUUUUUUCUUCCUAUGUGUUCAUUUUUGUAUCUAUAUAUUUCUAUUUACAGCUUGCAAUAUGGACUUAACCGAUCCGUCAGGAUAUAUCUUUUCACCGGCCUAUUCCGGAGAUUCUCUUGAUGAAAUCGCUUGCACGUGGUAUAUUGCCGUUUCACGCAAUAACAAUAUUCGCUUGGAAUUCCAAGAUUUUCACCUUCCAGACCAUCCCACGUGCAAGGGCUGUUAUCUCCAAAUUUUUGAUGGAAGUGAAAAGUCUGCUCCAACGUUGGGUCGAUUUUGCGGAUAUAUGUAUCCUCCUAUUGUCAUUUCUUCAUCAAAUCACCUCAAGAUUGCUAUGCGUUGUGCUGCCAGUCCCUACACGGCAAGAUUCAAGAUUUUUUAUAACUCCAAAGCAGGUAUCAAACAGUACAUCUCUUUGAAUUUUUAUUGCAACCAAGCUGUUUUUUAGGCCUUUCACUUUCAGAACUCUAAUAAAAAGGAAGAUAUAUUAAUAAUAAGUCAUGUCAUAAUUUUAUGUCAUUGUUUUUAUGUUUCAAUUUUUCAGCUCACAAGGAACUAGGCUCGUCCUGUUCACUUCAGCAAGGUACACAAAGAUUCUUGAGCUAACUUUCUUUCUUUUUUUUUCCUUUGAAUUUGAUCUAACGUUUUGUAAAACUGCAUCAAUUUAACGAACGAAUUCAUCUCUUAUACCUCACUAUCGCGUAAUGCCACACACUUAAACUCCCUUUCAAUUUUUGUUAGCUGUAUAAAAUCAAUUAAAAAGAAGCUACCUAAUAUAUUCCUUCUUCGGGCUUUUGUCCCACAACUAAAAGUGUUUCGGUGCUUCUUUUCUUUUAAACUUGGAAAUGAUGACCUUGAUUUACUAGCCUAUCAAUCAAUGCCAAUGAGCAUAUGUCUUACAAUUCGCCUAGAGUGCCCAUCAAGCUGCAAAUGUAAAGAGUUUGGUGGACAAGUAAACAAGAGGACACUGGUGACAGGAGAAGAUUUACUAAAUGUACCGAAUCACCUUCCUACAAAUGUUGGAGCAAUGUAUGUGACAUUUGGGGUCCUUUUGAUCUUGAAUUAUUCAAACUUUUUGUUUAAUCGUCUUUUCUUUUCAAACAAUAAAAAUGAUAGUUCCUUCCCCGUGUUUCUCUAAACAACUGAUAUUCUUUUUAUGUGUUUAAAUAGGUUUCUCGGCCAAAAUCGGAUAUCUCGAUUGCGCAAGGAGGACUUCAUAAACCUCUUUAAAUUAGAAUAUAUGUGAGUAAAUCUAUUUCUUCUGCUUAAGAUUGUUUAUUAAUUUAUUAUUUUAUUAUUAUGGUUGAGAAGACCAUUUGAUUUCCUUAACCAAUGCCUUGAUUGACAGGGAUAUUGAUCAAAUGAAGCCUUUAAGUGCUACUGUGGUUCUUUCUUUAUUCACUCCGAGCUUUCGCCGUUCUACGGCAUCAUCAGCUCCCUGAUGAUACCGUAGAACGGCGAAAGCUCGGAGUGAAUAAAGAAAGAACCAAAGUAGCACUUAAAUGCUUCAUUUGAUCAAUAUCCCACAUCAUUACGACAUGCUACUAAAGGACACGUUCAAACGCUUGAUUGACAGAUUUUUGUCGAAAGAAGCUUUUCCUGUAUCUUCUGGACUAAGAUGACCACAAAUUUUUCCAUUCAAUGCUUAAAGCUGUUAUGUCACUGUUUUAAAAGAGUUCUCAUUUCUUUUCCCCUCCCUCAGUGAUCUGAGCUUCAAUACACUGCUUCACGUGGAUGAAGACAGCUUUCAAAAUGUGACAUCCGUCAAGACAAUGUAAGUAUCCAUAAAAUAGAGACAUAUUUCAUGAUGACUGAGUAAUUUUUUCGCCCUAGAGUCUGGUGCAAGGUCGAUUAUCACAUUUGUCUUAGCAAUUGAUAUUUUUCCUUUUCGUCGCAGGAGACUUAAUUUUAACUUUCUUCGAACCCUUCCUGUUGGGGCCUUCAAUGGACUACCCAAUUUACGCGUACUGUGAGUGUUUUGUUUUAAUAGUCUUACUUUCGUCCAAUGUGUUCUCCACAGGAUGUAAAUGUGCUUAGAUGGAAAAUAGCACUUUAGAAAGAGAGUAUGGAGAAGGGAGAAUUAAGAUAUACCUUUUGUUAAGUGAAUAAAAGAAAUUAAUUUUUUUUUUCAGUGACUUAGGACAGAACCUUCUUCGGGUUGUAUUCAGCGAGAUGCUCGAUGGAGUUUCGAACUUGGAAGUUUUGUAUGUACUUAUUUCAAGUUGAAAAAAAUCUGACACUUUUAAUUCCAUGAUAAUCAGCUAAAUCGUUUCUCCUCCUGGUUUUGUUUGCAGGAGUUUUCGCUCUAACCAAAUCGAGCAGCUGGAAUAUGGUGCUUUUAGGAACAAAAGCAAUAUGACUCAUUUGUAAGUGCACUAAAGUGGUCUCCAGUUCACCCAGGCACACUUGGUCAUUCAGUAUUCACUAGCAUUAUAAAAAACUGAUUUUGAAUGUCAUCGGAAAAAAUCAAAGGAAGAACAUGUGAUCGGCAAACAGAAUCCUAGCCCUAGUUUCCAUACGGGUGGGCAGUUCCAUCCAAUGGACAAACCUCUAUCUGGGCCCAGCUAUAUAAAGGACGGAUAAUGCUAUCCAACGGAUAAAUCGCCAUCCAGCGGAUAAGUGAUAGGAAAACGCACAGCGUUAUCUGUCGGAUAGAGAUUUAUCCAGUGGAUAGCGCAAUCCAAACUUCAUACAACCGGGGCCUGGCAGUAUGUUUUGUUGUUGACACUUAUCCGCUGGAUAGUCAUUUUUCAAUUGGAUAGCGUUCUCCACCCUUUCAACAACUGGGCUCUGUUCUUUAAGCCAAGUCAGUAGGUAGAUAUUGCUUUCUUUUUAUGUGUUUGUUUGUUUGCUUGUGUUUUUUACCAAUAGCAUUCUUGUUGCCAUCUAGGUACCUACAAGAUAACAAGCUCAAGGAAGUGUCAAAUGGGAUUUUCAAAGACCUUAUGAAAUUGAAAGUAUUGUGAGUGAAUCUUGAAUGAUUUCGAUGGCAUCUUGAAUCAUACUUAGAACAAAACUUACAGAAUGGAAAAUAAUAAGUGCAUAUUCCUGUAUUUGCCAUACGAUUGUUCUAUGGCAAAUGCAAAGAAGUCAUCUAUUAGUUUUUUUGAGUUUUUUUUUUCUUUAAUGAACUAUAGUUGCUGACAAUAAUAAUCUGUUGUUGUUGUUAUUGUUGUUGUUUUUAUUGAUAUUUACAUGGAUAAUUAGUGAGACAUUCCCCUACCAAUUAUUCCUUUUUAACCUCGAUGUAUUUGAAAACUCCAGAAAUCUUAGCAGGAACGAAUUAACAACUGUUUCAAAGGAAACCUUUCAAGGGUUGAAGUCACUUGAGUAUUUGUAAGUAUACAACGCUGUUUAGAAAAAAUAAAUUAUUCUUUUCCCUCUUCAGAAUUCGCACCUUAAUGUGGAGCUAUAUUCGCAUUUUCUAGUCACUUAAUGAUUUAAUUUUUAACAAAAGUGUAUUCGAAACUCACAGUUGAAUUACAUUAAAAAACCUUUCUACCACAACUGUUCAAGAAUUUCCUAUAGUAAAAAUAGUAUGAAUAUUUGAAUAGUUGAUCAAAAUGUUUUCAACUCAGUUAUAAAGGAAGAUCCACAGCGUGGAAUGCAACCAAGUUGUGCACUAAUUUGGGAGAGACGAGAGAUAAUUUAACUUGAUCUAGAGUAAAGAUAAGCACAAUACUUUUUCUCCUUUUUUUAUUUCAUGUCCAUGAUGAAUUAGUAAACGCAUAAUUCUGUUUUAUUUGAAUGUGAUACGCAUCAGCAAAGUCGAUAUUGGGAAACGAAGAAAGGUGAAUCAGUUAUUUUUGUUUAUUUGGUUUUGCAUCAAUUCAGAUACCUGGAUAGCAACAAACUCAUCAAAGUUCCUCCAGACGCAUUCAAUGACCUCAGAAACCUCAGAUAUUUGUAAGUGAUUUCAAAGCUUUUCAAAUUUCAUUAGUCUAAAUUGCGUUAAAUCUAAAGUUAGCUCAGUGUUACCUACAAAGAAAAUCUUGUUGAUGGUUUUUUUACUUGAUAAAGGAAAAUGUAGUAAAUCAACUAUCCAUUUCCCACGUUAGGAUUAUCGGUAAAAGGCACUGCUCUUUUAAAAUCAGCUUAUUUUUAAGGCCCUUUUCAAAUAUUCAGACAUUUAGCCAUUAAACAUCGAUAGGAUCGCCCUACAGAAUUUCGGUUUCCCGUUGUAAAAUGACGCUUUUAGAAUUUUGUUAAUUGUUAGUUUAAGAAAUUAAGAUAAAAAUAUGAAAAGAGUCAAAGUGAAGUUUUUCUAUUUUGCAAUUUUAAAAGGAGACUAGAUCGCUUCAUACUUUGUUGCUACGCCAAGAAGUCCAUCGAAGGAGUUUCUUGCGAUUCCCCAGUCGAUGAAUUUUCGAGCUGCGAUGACCUCAUGAAAAACAAAACUCUUCAAACCUGUAUCUGGAUUCUGGGAAUCUUCGCCUUCUUUGGUAACCUGGUUGUCAUAAUAUGGCGAAUCAUUGAUAACGAGGAGAACAGAGUCCACUCGUUCUUACUGACAAAUUUAGCAUUUGCCGACAUGUUCAUGGGUGUCUACAUGUUGGCAAUCGCCAUCAUGGACGCGAGGUGGCAAGGUGAAUAUUUCAAGCAUGACCAUGAGUGGAGAUCUGGUUGGGGUUGUCGAAUUAUUGGAGUCUUAUCGAUGCUUUCCAGUGAGGUAUCUGUACUAAUUCUAACAAUCAUCACCAUGGACAGAUUUAUUGCAAUCGUCUUCCCGUUCAAAUUCAAACGCCUGACCAUCAGAUCUGCCGUAUUCACCUGCACAGGAGUGUGGAUAUUUGGAAUAGUUAUCUCAGUGAUUCCAAUCACCGGAAUAAACUAUUUUUACAAUCAAAACGAUGAUUCCGGUUUUUACAGUCGCUCAGCAGUUUGCCUUCCUCUUCAACUGUCCGAAGGAACACCGGCCGGUUGGCAGUAUUCCGCCUCCUUCUUCAUUGGGAUGAAUUCUGUUUCUUUUACCUUUAUCCUAGUUGCGUAUAUCUCAAUGUUUUUGACGGUAAAGCGUGUAACCCACUCUGUUCGAUCGACGAAUUUAAACAGGGAAUCCGCUAUGGCCAAGAGACUUGUUUUCAUAGUCAUGACAGAUUUUUGCUGUUGGAUGCCCAUAAUAAUCAUCAGCAUUUUGUCUCUGACAGGAAAUUUCAAUGACCCAGACAAAAUUGCUUACGUGUGGAUUGCAGUGUUUGUUCUUCCCCUCAACUCUUCCCUUAAUCCAAUCCUUUACACGUUUUCCACCGAUAGAGCCAAACGUAGCUUUAGCCAGAAAGGGAAAAAUGUCACUGGUUUCGUUAUGAAGACCUGGAACAGACGAACGGAAGGUGGGUAUUUCUGUUAAGGAAUAGUUUGGUGAUCAUAUUCUGAAUGCUAUUUUCAUCUUAAAGAUUCGAAGAAGCCGUAGAAAUUAUCUUAUUCAGCUGUUUAAGCGUUCUAGUAACUCAUCGUCUUCACUCUCAAGUUGCUGCCAGAAGAAAAGCCAAACAUGAUUAAAAAAACAAAACAAAACAAACAACAAGCUAAUGCGAACAAAAAAGUAAGCAAAACCAAUUGGAAGAUUUUUCAAAUCAAGCCUGAUCACAUAAGGCCACACGACACAUCAAAGCUAAAGUAAUCAAAUGGAUUCGAUAAUUGUACACAAAUUAUUCUAAAACUAACAAUAUGCAUGGUGUUGAGUGUUCCAGUCGCCUUCAAAAAACCCUCCUUUUCUUUUCCUUCUUGAAACGUACCUCUAUUCAUGACAAGUAUCCUAUUAUUUUUACUUUUGAAGAUCGAAUGUCCUGUUCCUCGAACAUCUCUGGAAAAACGUUGCUCUCCAAAGUCCUUUCCAUUUCCAGCCCCCAGCCAAAAGCAAGGGUAUUGAAAAAGCCGCAGCUGGAGGUUGUUGUCCUGCACGCUAAUCUGAAGCUGAUUGAAGAAGUAAAUAUCUUCAAAGAUGAUACUGCUGGAAAACAAUCCAUAGUAAGUAUUUCCUUGUUAAACAAAAUGGCGCUUUGUCAAGUUAAGAGUCUUAAUUUUCAGUAGGCCCUAGUUCCACUCAAGCUAUCUUUAGAUCUCUCCCACUUUCGGAGAGGCCAUUGCAGGAACCGAUCUCAUGCUGCAUAUUUUUCGCUAGUUGGCAAACACCCUCCGUGGGAGUUUAGCAACAUGUACCUUAAUCGAGGGAGAGCCCUCGGAAUAAGGCUUACAUGUCGAAUAUAUUAUUUUUUGCCAACAUAUGUUACAGGAUGCUCAAGAACUUUUCUCAAAAUGUGGAAUCAACCUUGUUCUGUUUAUUUUUGUUUUACUACCAACUAAUCUUGUGCAAGGAUUUUGGUGAUUUUGCUUCACAAAAAUUGGCGAAAAGCACCCCCUCUGUCACGUGCUCCAGAUUUAGCAUUGCCAUGUAUGACAUGUACAAACUAGUAUGAGCACCACAUUACCUUUCGCUCUUACAGGGUUAUGUUACAGCUUGGUGUGAGGAAGGAGGUGUUCUAAACAUGGUUUUGCUAAAGUACUUUCGAAAAGAAAUGAAGGAGGACUGGAAUCGGGAAGUGGAUGUCGUACAGAGCCUAUCUUGUGACGAGCAGCUCCUAUCCAAUGUGUUACAUUAUCGAUGGCACUGCAAAAGUAAGUGACCCUACUUUUUUCAAUGCAACUACCAGUUUAGAAUUGCCAUUAAUUUUUCGCAUCAUUUUUGGAAUCCCAGAUUACUUCACCGCUCUCUGUUCCAUACAGAUGAUUUUUCCCUUUUGUUGGAAAAUGAGGGCGGGGGGGUGAGGGUCGACAUUUGAACCCUUUUUAGGGAAUUUAAAGGUGUAGUGCUGAACUUUUGAAGUUUUUUUUUUGUUGUUGUUGUUGUUUCUUUUUGUAGCUAGCGACCUGAAUAUUGAGCAAGGCAAAACGAAGAUCAAUGAUUUACAAGGAAACAGUUUGUAAGUUGUUGACGAGUGAGAACUUUAUUAUCAAACAUAUUGAAAUCUCCAUAAAUUUGAUAACAAGUAAUAUAACAGAUUUUGAAUGAUAAGUUUCUUUUUUUUUAAGCCUGAUAUGUUUCGACUUUGUGUCGAGCUCAACUCUGGAAGAUUUUAUUUGUGAGAAAGGAACUGUCAUCGACUUCGAAUCAAUUUGUGCCGUAGCUUGUGACGUCCUAGGUGCAAUAGAAGGACUACAGGAACUUGGAAUACUUCAUAACAACAUCACAACAAGCAACAUUCUGAUCAGCCAGUGCCCUAGGGUAAGUCAAGUGGUAAAACUAUUAACUAUUUCUCAGUCAUUCUCAUUUUCCAAGUUAGGGAAUAAAUUUGAAAAACUGUACUAGCGUGUUAAGUGACCCGUAGGUCGCAUGUGUACAUCUAUGUUCUUAAAUGUUUGCUACUGCAAAGUUUGUCUAUCACCGAAAAGUUGACAAUUAUAUAAUCCUUUAUUCAAGUGUUACUUUGCUUUGAAAGUCCUUGUAGUUUUACACAAACGUUUCACGAGCUUCUAAGGAAAUUUCGUGAGAACAGAGAACGUUUCACUCGCAUUUUCACAACACUGUAUGGCAUAUCUUUGAUUGCUUGGAUAACGACCCGAAAUGGUCCAGUGAGGAAAAGCGUUUUUGGUUUGGACAAAGAUUUUGAACAAUCCAAUUUAGCGUGCACUAUACACUUAAACCGGAGAUUCCUUGGUCGAAUCUCUCCCUGAUCAGUAAAUGGGUUUCGUAUUUCUGGAUGGUCCCUUGUUCGACACGUAGACCAGCGCUGUAAAUUGUCAACUGGUUUGGCUCCUCCUUGUUGAGGUUUAUAAUCAAGUUCCUUUUGAUGUAUAAUAUAAGUUUUUAGAUAUUUGAGCGCAUUUUUCAUUACAGAGACACAAAGAAAACCACUGAGUCACCCACAAUUCUGCCACCCUUAUACGGUUUUUUUUAUUGUUGUUUUGGGUUGGAGAGAAGUUAUGUUUAUUGCCUCUAUGCAUUUUCUUUUGAAGAUUCCUCCAAUCAAAGCAGUCUUGGGUGGAUUCUCCUGUGCAUCCAAGGUGAAUGGAGAAAGCGCGUUCACAAACCAAGCUAUUGAUGAACAGAUUUGUUUUGGCAGCCAUGUUGAGCAGUUUGGACAGUUGUUGAUCACACUAUUAGGACACUGUCACGGCUCUAGUAAACAGUUCAAGGUAAACAAAUGUUCCAUUAACUUAAGUAAAAAAUUUCUGCUUGGAUAGUGAAAAAGAUACAUAGUGACCUUGGUACAUACAUCUUCUUUUCUCCAAUAGCUACAUGAAAUUAUGAACCUGUGCGUUGAGGAAACACCAGAGAAGAGGCCUACGGCGUCUUGCCUCCGACAACUCUUGGAAGAAGUCUGGAGCACAAAGGGUGAUUCAUUUGUUUGAUCUAACAUACGGAGUGAAACACUUCACAAGUGUAAAAUACAUAUAUUGGUUGAGCUUUUGAAAUAAUCCAAAAAUGUUUGUCCAUCCCUGCAGUACGUAGGGUACAAUCCAUAAAGAAAAGCCAUGUUUAUCUUGUCAAUUACGGAAGAAUGCACUACAACAAAGUGCAUUAGCAAUUAUGCUUUGUAAGUAGUUAAACCUUGUGUAGAGUAUAUUGGUACGAGAUGUAUCACUGACAUCUGUCAGUGAAAAAAAUAGGAAGUCUGAAAAUACUCAUUUGCUUAAAAGCCAUAAUGUAAUUUGGCUAAGAGCCAUAUUUUAUCCAAUUACCGACUGUCUUUUAUAAGACUACAACGCAUUCAGUUUGCGGCAGCUAGUUUUGUCUGCGGACAGUAUGUAAACAGUAUUGACACUAUUCUCAAAUUAGGCUGUUACCUAUGGAAGAACAUGGGCAACUGCACGUUUUGAAGGCCAUGCACAUAGCUAAAUACUGCCAAAAUUAGCCAAGAAAGCUCCAGUAAGUAAGGCAUAACAAGAACUUGUGCUCAUCCAUUUCCAUCAAUUUAGUCAUUCUGUUGGCCUCUAACACUUUCCAGGAUAGCGCGUCAGUUCUUUAUAACUCUUUACCAGCAAAUAUUAAAUCUUGUUGUAAUUUUAAGUCUUUUAGCAGGCGAACGUUAGCUACUCUUGGAGAGCGCUGCCAGACCGGCGCGCAAUAAUCUUUUAGAAUCAGUCUUUAGUUCAAAUAAAUACAUAUUACAUACCUUUGUAGAUAAUUAUGUGAUUUUAUUUUACAUUAAAUUGUUAUAUCAGGCGAAGAGCCAUUUCGUAUGGAGAUAUUGGUUUUAACCAUAAUAAUUGCUAUUAUUGCUAUUAUUGGCAUUGCUCCAUAGCGUUACUUUACGUUACUCAUCGUUCUUGUGGAAUCAGAUUGGUAGAUAAAAGUAGCUCUUGCACAGCUGAUUCAGUUCAAAGAAACCACAUUGCCUUCUACAUUCCUCCAAGUGAAUGUAACACCUAAAUGUAUUCAACUUUUGAUUAUAACAUAAAUCUUCAAGUAGUGUAAAAGAUUGCUGAAACUACGGUAACACUUCUUUAUGACUCACAGAAAUAAGGUGAGCUGGACAGCACGUAAUAAUUUCUUAUUUUGAGAGCAGAAUAAUUCCCUUAGACGUAUUUACACCCCAGAUCGUUACUUUCAUGUGGCGUCUGUGUAUUCUCAGGGCUUCUCCUGAAUAUUCCUUAACUUCAAUACAGAUGAACAAGACCCACAAUGUCCAAUUUUCAGCUGUUAUAAUGCUUCCAUUGAGGCAAAGUUAAAAAGAUAUUCAGCAAAAGCCUUCAAUGCCUUUAAUGUUCACAAUCAUUCUUUAGAUUUUGUUCACACGUCGAGAACAAAGGAAUACAUUUCUCGUGGUUGCUUGAUUAUGCCCUUGUUCUGCCCCUUUGAUGUCACUCUGUAAUCCGAUUCAAAAUUUUUCUCUCUUUCGCGUAAAUUAUUACGCAACAAAGCACUCCGCAAAGGAAAUAGUGGUUUAAUAAUAGAGCUGAAAUUUAAGAGAUCUUAAUUAAAUCGGUAAACACUAUGAUCCUAAAUUCAGACUCUUUCUGGUCGAAUGUCGCUACUUAUUAAAAAAACUGCCAAAAAAAGUUUCAUGCUGUGGAAUUUACUGCACAAUAUUUUUACCUUAGAUGAUUGUGCAUACAUCAAUGGCUCCAUUGCUGGCCGUGGAAUUAUCUUAGUCUCGUCUUGAGUCUCUCACGAAAGAUGUGUUGUGAUGCCAACCAGUCUCAUGAGUAAUAACAGAUCAACUGCAGAAGGAAAUAAAAAUCGUGUCUCUUAAUGUGCGAGACAAUUAUUUUGCAAUAAAUUUACUUGAGAAAGUUUUAAAAUCGUUUCUAUACACCUCUUCCAUACAUGUCGCGCCUCAUUUAAUAUUCAUCUUAAAUUAGUGUUCUCGGCCUAGCUAGCUUAUGUAACGAAAUCAAUAGUUUAACAUCUUUUAAUUAGUUGCCUUAACUUUGGUGGGCACAAUAGAAAACUGAUAUCUUUUUUUUUCACCUAUUCAGUAAUACUUAACUAAUUGCGGUGCAGCAAGAUUACGAAACAAAAUGACCCUGACAAGUUUCCAAGACCACACCGGUGUAAUUCGUCGAAUUAUCUUGCUAUGUAAAGGGCGAUGUUAUCUUAAGUUUCGCCUUCAAUCUCAUGGUAAAAGUGUAGCUGUUCUCUUGAUCUCUAAAAAAAAUUAUCCCUGCUUUAUAUAAAGCUGUAAGCAAGGACACAGUUCUUUUAUUCAAGACAUGCGAAGCUGCCGAUUAAAAGCUUAACUUCCUCUCUUUUGUUUUGUUCAUGAGAUUAUGAUCCUGUUUUCGAGGAUACAAGAAGAAGAGGCCUACAGCCUCUUACAUCCGCGAAACAUUGGAAGAAACCUGGUGCACUGAGGGGGUUUGGGAUACAUGCCUAUGAGGAAACUAAAGAAAAGAUUGAAAUUACCUAUUCAAUCGUAUUUGGUACCGAGGUUGAAAUGGCAUCUUCGAUUUUUCUGAGUAUUCAGUCAGCUUUUUUUUUUCUCUUUCUAACUUGCAUUUAAAAAUAAACUGUUUUCGACGAUUUGCAUAACAUCGAAAAACUUUGCUGCAUUGGGGUUCUCUAUUAUGUUUAGAUCGCUGCAGAAUCAUACAACCAUCGCAUUAAUGCGUGGUUUAUAAUAGCGGUAAACGGAUAGAAGGUCAGAGGUUCAAUUUAAUAUAAUCUAUACAAAAGCUGGACAGUAUAUAUGAUGUUCGUAAGUAUUAAUUCAGAGGUGAAACACCCAAGGCCUUCAAAGAGGAUUGUCGAUCCCCCUUAUGUUUCAGCUUCAUUAGUUUCGAUAAAUCAAUUAGUUGACAAAAAUAAACUAUGAUUAAUUUGAGUCAAAAUGAAAAUAGUAAAACCAAUGAUGAUAAUGAUAACGAUAGUAAUAAUGAUAAAAAUAUGAUAGUAUUAAUAAUGGUAAACUUGGUGUUGAUAUCUUAAAGGCACGAACAUAAAAUUAGUAUCCUCGUGCGAAUCGUUCCUUUUUCUCGAUCUCCGUAAAAUAUAGUAGUCGGAUACGAUUGUAAAACAAUUUCAAAAAGAACCCAUCUUUAUGAGCGCCUAUAUUGUGAACCCAAUGACUGAAAAUGUCUCUUGAAAGGGUCCUUUCCUGUCAUUUAAUACAAUAACGAUGAUCAAUUUGACCUCAUUAAAAUUAAUCAAGUAAAAGUAAUAUCGCUUUUCAUCUUGUUGGUGAACACGGUUACCUUGACGAUUUUGUUCGCAGCCCGUGUGAAAAGUUAUUAAUAAUAGUGUAUACAGCAUGUAGCAAAGACAUUAUAUUUUCGAGGCGGGAGAAAUUCUGGUAGUUCGAUUGCAUUUUCCUAGUGCAAUUAAAUACAGCAGGACCAAUACAGUUAGGCUAUGAACCACUUCUGCAUAACAAUACUCACAAAUGAGUUGCCAAUAGUAAAGUCCGUAAUCAUGUUCAAUUUGUAGGUAAUACCUCAUGCAAACAGUUAUCUGUCCUUUUCGAUAUUGUUAACUCGAAAUUACAUCUCUUGAAAAUUAUGCUGCCUGCAAAGUUCAUUACCGGAGUAACCCCAAAAACUUUGAACAUAUCAAUUAUUCAUUUAUACUUUUUCGUUUGACUUUAUUUUCAAAUCACGUCUCUUAGAAUAUAUUCUCUCUUUCCAUUCAUAUACACACACAUAUAUUUUUUAUUCACAUAAAGAUAUUUAGUUUCUUGAUAAAUUAGACUUCUAUCAAACAUGAAAACCUUUUAGCUCUGGCAAAAAAAUUAACCUCUGCAAAUUAAAUGAAAAAUGAAACAUUCGCACCCAGCCCAAUACCAUUAAUAAAGACAGGUGAGUGCUUUUAAGCCACACUUAUCCUUGACUAAUGCUGAGCAUGUGCAAAAAGGUAUUUGGAUCAAAGCUCUAGGUGCUAAACCGACCCUGCACUGGAUUUCAGAAUGAAAUAUUGAGGAGGAUUGAAUAGUAAAGAUGUACUUCUAAGGUAACUAUGGCUUUGCAGGAGUUUAUAGAAAACACUUGGUUUACGCGAUGAAAAUAUUGACAAAAAAGUCAGCAUCUCCAAAUAGUUUAUAUUGGCCUAGAUUCAUCGAAUAGAAUACGAUCGCGCUCCCAAAGGGGACUUCAAAGUAUAAUGACCGUUUGCACGACCAGCUUAGUUUCACAAGUGACCGAUUUAAGGACUCUUUGAUUCAUUAAAAGGGGUACAGUAUCAUAUGUCUCACCAUUCCGAACGAUUCGGAAUUUGUUAUUCUUUAUCUUUGCCGUGAAUUGGCCUUGCUUGGGCCAAUCCGGAAAAUAUAUUUCAGAAAUAUGCCUCUCCUUAAUGCACGGAACGUAUGCGGUAUUCAUAAGGCAGUCGUGGGUUAAUUAUACUUAGUUUAGAGAAUGGCUUUUCGGCAAACGAUCUAGAAUUAGAGCUGCACAUAAUGCUUGAACGAGCAAUUGAUCUCUAAUAAGUGGAACCUGUUCCAGGUAAGUACUAACGGAAGCGAUCCACAUCUAGGUUUAUAGGCCAAAAGGUUGUGAAAUCGAGCUUUUGUCGUCUAACAAAUUAUGGAAGCGAGCUUCAUGUUUAACUAAGCUGAAACGAUGCUCUUUUCGGAUGUUGUUGUUGGUCACUCUGCUUUUUUCAUGACUGAAACUUUGCUGUUUCUUGUAGAAGCGAAACGUUCUUACUACACUAAAACUUACCCUUUUUGUAACUUAAAAACCUGUAUUUCAUGGAAACUUCAUGAUGUUUUGCUUUGGUUUUCAUUUUUUCCUUUCGAAUUUUUUCAAAUGUGAAUUCUAGGAUUACAGGCCCUAGUCAGUCGUUAAACGAUUUUCUUAAUAUGGAAAGAGCCUGAUUUGAAGAUGAAGCCUGUUAAAAUAAAAACUACAAUACGCGAAAUGGGCAUAUACUCUCUCAGACCACGGUUGUAUCAACACUUAAUUCCAACAAUUCGCCGUCUUGUGGCUCAAGAGGAAGAAAGAGGCGCAAAACAUUUGACUCACGAUGAAGCAAAUUAUUUUUUGGUUGCAAUUGUAUCAGAAUGAAGAAAAAUUAUAAAAUUUGACCCUUUCUUUCUUUUCGAAAGCAUUUUUGAGAGAACUACAAUAUUGCUUUACCAAUUUGCUACUUUAAGACAGAAAAUACUGCUUUACGUUUCGCGGGAACGCAACAACUGCUUCGUGUUGGACUUAUCCAUUACUUUUUUUUCUUUCUUAUCUUUUUCGCUUUUUUUUUUUUUUCUGAUUCUUUUUUUUCGGUGGGUAUGCUUAUUGUUUUUUUCGAUUUUUGUUUUUUAUUUAUACUCGCCAAAUACUGUUAACUUUCCAGUUUCUCGCUCGUCCGCUUUUUGAAGUCUUACUGCCGGUCGUGUCGCCUCGUUGUUUAAAUACCUAGUGCUUACAGAAGAGCUCCGUAGCAAUAUUUUUAGACGCUUUUUCAUUUAUAUGGAACUACGUUAGCUCCUAAAGUAGGAGAACUCAGAAAAAGCAUGGAAUCGCCUUGAAAGGAAGGAGGUACCCCAGUACGGUUAAAGUAAAAUAUAUUACAAGAUGAAAAGCCUGACAAAUUGGGAAUCAUUUCCAACGACAUACACGUUUUCUGCUAAAAAAUUCUGCUAAAUUGAGAAAUUUGGGGGGAAAUUGGCUCAAAAAAACCCACAUGGAUAAGAAAGAAGACGAAGAGAAGCGAAGAAGUUUUGAGUGGAAGAAUUAAGUUUAUAAAAUGAAAGGAUACAUUCAAAUACUAAAAUGUUAUCAAUCGAUGCUUUCUGAGACUCCAAUUGAUGCUCGCAAGUGUUACGUAAUGUACGAUUCUCGCUUGUGCAAAAAGCAAUUCAGGAUAUUUUUUUUAUGUAAAUGCGCAAAAGAUCAAACGUGACUAGUUUGUCACUUGAAAGAGCAGCUGCAAACAUUCAAAUUAUUAUCAGUCAAGCCGAAUUGAUUUUUAUUUUUAAUUUCACAAUUCUGAUGUAUCCUUUGAUGCGUCUUCAAGUGCUCUUUGCCCUCCAACUUAACUUUUAGUGCAUGAAGCGUCAAUCAUUCGACCCUCUUACAACUUAUCCUAAAGAUUGUAGUAGUCAAUACCUAGUCAAGGGUCAGAAGACAUCCUGGGAAAAUCGAUGGUGUUUUAGUUGUCGAAGCCAUUAAGCACCCUCUUUUAAUUUUUUUCUAUACUUACAGCUUCAUGACUCCAAAGUGCGUGAUUAUCCACCCACAUUCAAUUAAACAAAAGAUAUUGCGGUUAAUUUCCAUUAAGACUCUGACAGGCUGACUCUCAGCUCAGACCUCGCCCCUGCAUAUCAUUCGUAGCAUCUUAUCUCUGUUUCUCCACUUCUCUGCCGACUCAUAUUUUUACUGCAUCUUGCUUAGUUGUGCCAUUGGGUCUCUUUAACCGUCACAUUUAUCGAAACUUUCUGCUUCCCUGACGUUAUCGGAAAUUGUUGGCCAUUAGUGCCAUACAAGUGGUGAGAAUACUUCAUUGGGUUUAGACUUCAGAGAGAAUAAAGUUUCCCUCUAUUUCUCUUUCAGCGAGUGCAUUAACUGCCCAGAAAUGGAGCUAUUUCAUGGGUCGGAGUGCCUUCUUCGGCUUGCAAUUGUCCUUCUUGUCGUAGAAGGCUGCGCUUCUCAAUACCUUAAAGGUAAGAUGACCUACAAUGAUUUUUUCCCCCGAAACUGAUUCAGUUUUGAAAUAUUUUAUGGUGAAUUUCCUAAUAAUUCUUAGGUAUCUAUGUCCGUUUUUAUUCAUUUCUCUUUUUAAGUCCGUGUAUCUGAUGUUCGAACUUUCGCACGGACAUAAAAAAUUUGACAUAUACUUUGACCAAUAGUAUAUUUCUCAAAAUUAGCGUGAGAAAAAAAUAUCCCCACCGUUUCUUUAAACGAGCAGGUUUAUGUAUUUUCAAGAUAAUUUUAACUUGGAGUCUUUUACUGUCAGCUUAAAGAAACAAGGGCUAAAGUUAUUUAAUUUUAUCUAUAGUAUCGAGAGUUUCUAUGCUUUUCUACUUCACAAAUGUAAUAUGGAAAACAAACUUAAUUUUCCUAGGUUGCUCUAUUUGCCACUUAGACUUGAUAGAUUUGUAGAAUUAAUUUUUAGGUAUUUUUUGGAGAUCUUCGACUACAUAAAUGCAGGAAUAUUUACAAAACAAGAUGAGAAAAUUUUCAAAAUAAUCAGAUUUCUGCUAGACUUAAUGUACAUUUGAAAUUUGUUCUCUUUUCACCAAUUUGCAUUAAGUCAUUUUGAGAUUAGUUAGCUUGUGCAGCUGUCUUCUUUUCCGAUUUUAACUUUAAACACCUGGCCAUUCCAUCUAACAUCUCUUAACUCAAAGUCACCGAGCGACGGACACCCUAACACUCAAUUAACCAGAAUUAACCUUACACUGUACAUUAAUUUUCAGUCUCUAUUUGGGUAAAAACUAUUGUCUUCAGUUUCUCGAGGUUCAUUCGACCGUCCUCCAUUUCAACCAGCUUUUGGGGCAACAAGCUAUUAUGAAAACAAGACAUACCGACAUUUACAAAUUUAAGAGGAAAUUAAAAAGCAAAUUUGUCCAAAAGUGACUGAUUGGGAUGUGCUGUGUAGGUGUGUUUGCUUUACGUAAAAUCCAGAAUUAGUUUCUACAUCCUGGGUCUCUAUUUUCAUUCCAGGAAAAUGUACCUUCGACGAGAAUACGUUCUGUAGCUGGUAUAACGAAAGAUACACCGACCAUUUUGAUUGGUCUCUCCGCCAAGGAAGUUCUCCCAAAAGUCGAACAGGUAGAUGGAUAAAUCCUUUCAUAUACUGUGAUCGCAUGAAGAAUAUGAAUAAAUAUAUAUACAUAUAUAUUCCCGUUUUCAAAAGCGUUGCAAUUUUGAAAAAAGUUACCCUAACCCAGGCCCUAAGAAAUAUCUAGAAAUUUUGUUUUCUCAUCAAAAAGUGUCUCAUUCCCGCAGCGGAGUGACUGAUAUCGAUUAAGGGUGCGAUAUGAUAUAUAGAAAUCUGCGAUAAUAAUCGGUCGAGACCACUGGAACGCAAGUCAUUUUGGCUAAAUCUGUGAUCAAAUGAACCAUUUAAAUGACUACUCUCCAACGUAGAGUGAUGUUUUGAGUAAUGAUAUUGGAAAACUCCCUCGAAAUCCCCUUUGAAUUAGAAUAUAAGUAUUUACUUGCCGAUGGGAAAAUGUACCAUUUUUUUUUCAAAGAUACAGAAGCAUAUAUCUAUAUCGAAACGUCAUCUCCACGUAUGUAUAGUGAGAAAGCCAGGCUGAACAGUCCCUGGAAGACAGGACCCCAGAGGAUGGAGUUUUUCUACUCUAUGUAUGGCAGUACAAUCGAGACCCUGUCUGUGUAUGUAAAAAUUAACGGCAGCGAAUAUAGGGUAUGGAGUCGCUAUGGAAGCCAGUUAUCAAGCGACUGGAUCAAAGGCUGUGUGACUUUAAACUACCGAGGAACUUAUCAGGUAAAAACUUCUUUUUCUUCUUAGUUGUUUUUUGUUGGUUUGUUUGUGUGUUUUUUUGUUUGUGGCUGCUUUUUUUUUUUUUUUUUUUUUUUUUUGGGGGUGGUUCCUUAAGAUAAGUUAUCUGUGUUAGUUGGCUUGCAAGAGCAUUUUCGAACUGUAGAAAGUAUAUCGCCAAAUAUAGUGAUUCAAGUUCGAAUGCGAUAUACUUUUUUUCCUCUGAAUAAAACUAAUCGCCAUCUUCUUGACUUUCAAACUUGUUGAUAAGCUUGAGACCUCCUCUUUCCGUAAUAAUCUCCCCCUCUCCUAUUAAUGAAACUAUCGAUUAGUGUGGCAAAACCAGGCAUCCAAUAAGUGUUUGAUGUCAAUAUUACAAGGCAUGUAUGGAAACGGAAAAUUUUCUCCCGAAAAACAUAGCUUUUGUUUUUAUUAUAGUACGGAAGACUAAUUGCAUUUUGAUUAUUUGCAUAUGUUUAUUUUUCUCAGGUUAUAAUUGAAGGAGUAGCAGGUACAUCGAAUGCCUCAAACAUUGCCGUUGAUGACGUCAGCUUCAGCAAAAACCUAAGUUGCGUUUCCGAUGGCAAAAUCACACCUGAGGAAACAUUUGAAGGUAAAGACCCAGUCUAUCGCAUGAAUAAUGUGUAACAUUUACCGAAAAAAAGUGUCGAAAACAGCUACGAGUACUACAGGUUUUAUUUUGCCUCCUUUGUGCAAAGAACGUGGUAAUCCAUGACAAUCUGCAAUAAUUAACAGGCAAUACAACAUAUGUUAAAGAAAGUUUUACCAGUAAUAUAAUUUUGUAAUGAGAUUUUCUGUGCACAGAUUAACAGCAUAAAAGUUUUUCGAAUCGAAGAAUUGACAAGUAGAAAGACGAUUCUUAAGUUCAUUCAGGACUGCUUAAACUGUGCUUCAAUUUGAUUACUCUAGUGAACUGCACCUUCAAUGGAGGCUUUUGUGGGUGGCGUAGCUUGUCAUUGUCAUCUGAUCAGGUCAGCUGGAAGAGAGCGGGCAACAAAACUGGACAGAGUGGAGAUUUUGGUGGUAAGAAAAACCUCUCGGAGGGACCUUAUUUCUUAUUGAACUCAAAGAGAUUUUGGAGCUGAACGGAGUUCACGAGUUAGCCAAUUCCCCUCCCAUUCAGUUAGUGCUCGAGAUAAAUUUUGAAAGGUGCAGGUGAACAUCUUUUUAACUUGAACUCUGUGAUAACACUUUCUUGACAUUCGUUUACAAUUUCACUCAAAGGAAACUUCAUUUACACUUCUCGACCUUUCAAAGAAAAUCAGUCCACCCAUUUAUUGAGUCCUCUUAUGCUGGGACCAAAGUGUUUUCGCUUCUCAUAUCACAUGUCUGGGUGGAAUGUUGGAAGACUUGAUAUCUUGCUUCAAGUUCGUAGUCAGCAAGGGGAUUACUUGAUGUGGAAGAAAACAGGAGAUCAGGGAAAUAGGUGGAUACAAGGUGGCAUUGGUAUCGGCUACACCGGCGAAUUUCAGGUAGAAAAUAAAAACCUGGAAGAAAAUUGCCAGAAAAAAGAGAUUUGGUCCUGCACAGCCAUAGAAUUAUUCUUUACCGGAAUCAUUAAACUUUCAUUAUGGUACACACGAAGGAAUCUAUUUUUACUCCUUUGCAAGUCCAUUGCAGGUAAACAAAUUUAAUUGGUACUCGGUAUCGCAGAGGUCAUGGGUUCAAAUCCCGUACAGGCCUGAAUUUUUUUUUCAGGCCUUAUUUUCACUACUGCCUAAGUAGUACACAUUACUGCGAGGAUCACUUUCAUUAACGUCUUUAUCCGCAGUUCAAAUAUAUGACUUUCAUAUAUUCUUAACCAUUUACAAUGUCUAUUGUUACAGAUUGUGUUUAAAGCAACUCCUAACAAAAAUUACACAAGCCGUAUAGCGUUGGAUAGCUUCAUAUUAGCUGAUGGACUGUGUGACGAUGAGAAUGAACUUGACAGCAGUCAACAAGGUUUUCAACUCGUAUCUAUCGUAUAUGAUCAUUCUUACACAUCUCAACUACAGUUAUUGUAGCUUCUGAUAUCUAUGUGAUGUUCUAAAUGCAGAUCACGGUUUUUAGGCCUUCUUCGUAUUUGAAACCUAACCGUUACUUUUCUAGGUAUCUUUCAGCAUAAUUUUUCUCUUUAGGCCGCUUUCCAUGAAUACUUUUUUUCUUUUCAGACAACGCUCACAACAUUGGUUAUAUCUUUAUACCGCAGGAAACUGCAACUUUGACCAGAAUUUUUGCUUUUGGAAGAAUGAUUUGAAUUCCAUUUUCAAAUGGACUCUUCGAGGAGACAGAGCACCCAAGUAUCAGACCGGACCCAGCGGUGAUCAUACUUCAGGUACGAUCGAUUCAUUAACAUUUUACUUAUUGUUUUUUUUAGUUGAAGAAUUAACCAAUCUUCAGUUGUCAAUUAGUGAUACUUUGUUUGCCAGACCAGCUAGGUAUGGAUUAGUUUUUUCGCUAUUUUUAACAACAAAAAUUAGACUAGGAUGCCUUGUUUGUAGAGAAUACAUAAUGGAUAGAACGUAUCAUUAGUGGAAACUUAUUGAAAGUGUAUUUUUCAAUCGCAACCCUUUAAGAUGGCUUUAGUAAACAAAAGUGGAAUUAAAUGAGGAAAAUCAGAUGAAACAAGGGGGAAAGUUAUUUAAGAGUUGUCCAGGCUCAUCGGUUACCUUCUAGGUUUCAUUUUGAUGUUUGGACUCAUUUUGCAUUAUGAUUUUAUCAUGAUAAUGAUAUAUAUAUAAAUAUAUAUAUAAAUAUUAUGAGAGGAAAAAAGGACGCAACUACAUUUCCCGACAAGCCUGUUUCGUGAAUCGCUUCCCAGACUUCCUAUAUAUAUAUAAAUAUAUAUAUAUAUAUAAAAUGAUGAUUAUAAUGAUAUUUUAUUAUUAUAAUAAUUUGGAGUUGCUUGAUUCAGGCGCGACUGUUUACUUUCCUUUCUAUCUAGGCACUGGCUUGUACAUUUAUAUUGAUGCUUCAAGUCCUCGCCAGCCUGGAGACACCGCGAGGUUGACAAGUCCAUGGAUGCGGGGACCACAGUGUAUGACCUUCUUCUACCAUAUGUUUGGUUCAAACAUGGGUUGUGUUGUUAUGUACAUAAGAAUCCAGGCUGCAGAGAAGUUACAACCAAUAUGGUUGCGGUCGAAGGAUCAAGGAGACCGUUGGACACAAGGGAAAUUAAACAUUAAAAGCAACCUAACGUAUCAGGUAACAUGAAUGUCUCGACAUUUCAUUCUAGCUCUCUGUUCUGUUGUCCUUUCCUGUAUAGCGUUAGGCCAACCAUAACAAAGUGGCAGGUUCAUAAACCCGAUUCCACAUAUUAUUUUAGUAAAGAAGCCGUGAUGUCAUAUUCAGGUUGAAUUAAGGAAUAAAAGAGGCUGAGCACACGACAACCCAGCAGCUCAUAUUCAAAACUGAUUCGCAAAAAAAAGGCAGCUUAUGUAUCAUCUGGUAGUCAAAAUGGUAAGUGUCUUUUUUUGCAACGUAUUGUAUCAUCAGUCUCUAUUUUGUGCCUUGCUCUAAAAGAUAAUCAUUGAUGGCAUCAGAGGAGGUGGUGACUCAGGGGAUGCAGCCCUGGACGACUUCACCUUUCAAAAAGGACCUUGCCGGCAAAUAGGUACAAAAGAGAAAUUAUUCCUGAAAAUAGACAUUUAUUUGUGUCAUUAUCAAAUUUUGGUGUGUUCCAUAUACACUGAGUUCACACAUAGAUUUGGCCAAGCCUAAAAGCGGAGCUCUUGUUAGUUUAUUUUCUAACCCUUCAUUACUCUGAAUAAACACUGUAAUAAACUCCCCAGCGCUGGCUGUAGAAGAUUUUCUUCAAGGACCAGUCGGGGGAUGGGGAGGGUGGGAAGAAUUGACGAGGUCUGGAACCUGGGGAAGAUGUUCUCACAACUUGCAAAGCGAUCAACACGCAUGCUAGUCAGCGGUAUCUUCAAUCAGCUUAGGACCUUAGUUGUUGUUCCUAAUGUCUUGAGCAAAUUUUCGAAGACAAGGAAUGUUUGCUUCUCCAGAUAAAGUGUACAGUGUCAGCAUCAGUUGACAUUUUAUUCUAUUGAGCGUGACUUAUAAUUUCGGUUUGGGAAAUUGAGCCAAAAUUGAAAGAAACGACGGUAAACUACUUCGCGUUAAAUCAGUAAAACAAUGCGCCAAAAUCGUAUGGGCUUCUCUUAUAUCUUCUCUUGAAGUUGCUAGGUAUGAGUGCUUGCCCCGCCGUUUUUCCCUUUCUUGAAACACUCUAUGUUGAAGGAAACUUUAUAAUGAGUGUUAAUUGUGACAGAAACGAAAACAUCCGUGAAGCUAUAAUAACAAUUACCUUUCCACGUAAACAACCCAAAAAUGAAGUAUGAUAUGAGUAAAUUAAAUCUCACUCAGUUUGAAUGUAGAAUCCAAAAUCUAAUUAAUUCACUGGUGAAUAGGAAAAGGCUCAAUGUGUUUUUCCUGCUUCUGUCAUUCUAAAUAUCACAAAUCAAUCACUACACCACUUAAGUGUGAUUUUUUUGAUGAUGUGUACUUUUGUAGCUUAUGGAUAUGUAAUUUCUUGUAUCUACCUUUUACCAGCUGACAUCUGAUAAGAAUCAAGUCCACAAUGGUAAUUUGACACAUUUGUAGGCAAACCCAACAAUUGAUUAAACUUUAAUUGAUCGAAAACAUGAAGCCGGGGCAAUAGAGGAAAUUAGCUGGCACAAUUCAAUUUCCCUUCUAAAUAUUCUUUGUUGUUGUUGUUUUUUUUAUCAAGUUUACAGUUUCCCUCAUUUUAUUGUCUUCUGUUGAUUGGUUUGUCUGCUUUACUGACAAUCUUAACUAUUGUUGCCAACUAUUGCGAAAAGCAUAUAGAAUGUUUAUAGUUAUUAACCCUUUAAUCCCUAAGAGUGACUAGCUUAUAAUUUCUCCUUUCAAUAUUACCUCUGAAUCAAACAUUAAGGUCAUGAGAAUUAAGGAAAUGAUAAUCAGUUGAAGAAACUCUUGAUUGUUAAACAAAUACUCCUUGCUCCAUUGAAGUUAAGAUGACUUCAUGAUUCAGAUUUUAGUCAAAGAAAUGUGUAAUAUCUCUUUAUAAGGAUGAAAAGGAAUGCCGUUUAUGAGUUUUAAAAUAGUAAAUGCCAAAAAAAUUUAAAAUAUUAAAUUUAACAAAAAAAAAACUAAAAUAUGGCGUAUAUAUUCAAUGAGAUUUUAAUCAUCAACUGACACACAGAGAUAUAUAACAGGCUUUUUAAAAGAAAACCAGGGCAUAAAAUUAAAUAUUCAGGAGAGGCAUAUGACAUAAACUAGCAUACUAAUGUUCUCACCUGAAUCAAACGAGGAUUGGGAAAGAAAUGUUUGAAUUGUUCUGAGCCUUAGCAUAAGAGAAAGCCCAGAUAACACGACUUACCGCCUCUUCUUUCUCGGAUCUUUUUUGGUUCGCUUCUCUUUGUUAAUGAGCUCUUUUCAGUCUGUUUUCUGGAGCUCUUUGUAUUUCCUUCUCAAGUUGCUCUUCGCUAGAUAUUCUCCUUUUACUUAUUCCUUUUCGUACUCUUUUUCUCGUUCCUCUCGCCGUAUUCUGCCUAUUUUAGCGUUCCUUCGAACUUUCUUGAGCGUUUUUCUCGACUCUCUUUAUGCCUUUACUUCUUGCUUUCUUCGGUCGCUCUGUCUCUUUCUUUCCAGCCUAUAUCUGCUCAAAACCCUUUCUCCACGAACUUAAAUUAUAACAAUUUCCUCCGGUUGACAAAGCUAUAGCUUUAUCGGUAUUGUUGCUUUGCAAGUUGAUUAAAAAUUGCGAGAUACUGAGAAUUAUUGUUUAACUACAACCUCACCAGUUUGAUUUCCCGCUCAAAACGCGUGUUGCAAAUUAUUUGCUUAUGCGGCUUCGCUUCUACUAGCCCACGUGAAGCCCUCGUGUAAUGCCUAACCGUGUGCCCGCGGUACGCUGCACGAAAGCUCGGCACUCGAGUCUGCGUACUUCAUUGUCAUCUGCCGGUGUCUCCUGGCGCACACUAAUGGGUUAUUCUAGUUACGCACGCAAUCGCGCCUGCGCAUUACCUUUUCCUUCGCCCUUCCAUUAAGUAAUGGCUAAGAUAGUGCACGCAAUGCAGUUGGCCACGCAUGCUAAAAGCGGUACCUUGUACGGUCGGUCGUACGGUCGCAAGUUCAAAUUUUUUCGGCUUGAUGGGUUACUACCACGAGCUCCGCCAUAGCUGUAAAAUUUUUUUAUACAAAGAUGAAUCACACGACGUUUAUAACAUCCCUAAUCUUAUUGGGACCUCCUAUUACGUUCUGUAGAGAGAGUAUCUUUGUAUCUUUGAUGAAAAACCUUUACCACAUGAUGAUUUCAAUCUGACUGUUAACCUAUUUCAAGAAUAGUGACCCUUACUCUUAUUCUUCAAACGAAUUUUAAAGUUUUUUUGAAUAUCCAUAAGAAAUAAUGAUAACGCCCGUCAAAAUUAAAGAAGCUCAAGAUGACUACUCUACCAAUGUCAGAUGAGUAUGAGUGGUUGAACUACAAACCCCUACGUUGAUAAUGAUGAUACCUAUCUAACGAUCUGUUUUGCUUUUAUCUUUCAUUUAAGAUGAAACUACGUAUUACGUUUCGUCGUAUAUGGGUAAAGAUUUUAAAAUAUCCUCUCGACCUUCUGAACACAGUCUUUACUCCGAAGAAUUCCGUUUUACUCUCAAACAUCCAAGAGGACUUCUAACAGAAACCUCGUAUUUCAUCUACUCUGAAGCAUCCAGGAGACACGGUUUCGUUGGGGAAAAACUAGAUUUGUCUGACCAUGAUAACUAUCCCUUGGACGUGGUUGUCCUUAGUGACAACGGACCGUCUCACAAAUGCAGGACGAUUUAUUUCAUCAACAGGGAUAACAUGGGACCAAUGAUAAGCCUGGACGAUUACAGCGCCGUGGAUUGUUGCAAAGGAAAAAAUAAAUUCUCUCUUUGUGCUUUCAAUGUUACUCAACCAGGUAGGAAAAUUAACCGCGCGUUGUACAUUGUGAACGAUUUUAUAUAAACAUUUUUUACCUUCGGUGAUGGGGACUCAAAAGAGGCUUGCCUGGGUAAUGCACUAAGCUUAAGCUUAAGACUACCUCUUCUCGUCAGCGUGAGGUUCCAUGUUGUUCCCCAAGUUUUUUUUCUAUAAAACUUGAGAUAAUGUGUAGCAUGAAAAUCGGUACUAGGGGCAGAGCUGAGUAACGUCUACGCAUGCGUUAAGCUUUGGCGCGGAAACCUGAUUUUGAGUCGUUUGCAUGUUUGGUUUUCCUACUAUUACUUCGAGGUGUUUUUUAACCUUGGCGUUUUAUUUUUUCAGAACAACCUCCAAAAAAUUGUUCACCCCUUAACAUUUUCGAAAAUACAAUUUCUCCUUUAAAAAAAACCGGAGAUUGGAAAAUGCAUUCAACGCGACAAAAUGCCUCGGUUUUAAAUACCAGCUCCUUCUUUUCCCGCAAAUUUCGCUGAAUUUUUUUAAUUUUUGCCCGCGUUACUGACCGCUCUGCUGAUACUGGGCACUCUUUGGCAUUAAUUUGCGUCCCUUUAAGGUAAGUCAAGAAUUUGCAGGGCUUUCACUCGGAUGGUUCCAUUCACUUGGCUUAUCAAAAAAAUAAAUAAUGAUAAUAAUAGGAAAGUAACUAAGAAAGAAAGAAAUAAAAAAUUACACAAAAGUUUAUAACAUUUUUAAUUUUCUCAUGUUCUGAAAAUGGUAAAAGUUCUAGGUAUUAGUGAGGCAACAAUAUAAUAUUUUAUAAUUUAAUAAAAUAAUAAAUGUCGUCUAACAACGUUUUCAGCUUAGAGAUUGUCGGAUAAAUGAAUAUUUGGCCGAGAAGCGAAUCUUCGAAAGAAAUAUUUGAAGAAUAUCUCACAGCCAAGGAUAUGGCUGUCAUAUUAGCAGUGCGGAUAGAGGUCAAUUUAUUUCAUAACCCUCCUUUUAUAUUUCAAACUGCUCUAAAGACACUAGUAAAAAGGCCAGUGUUGAUCGAAUUGUCGAUAACUAUUUGCGACUAGGUUUUUAAUAUCACCAUCAUCGACUCUACAAAACAAAAUUGCUCUUCUUCCGUAUGAAGUAAUGCACAUGAAUAGGUGAAACUUUUGAGUCAACGCAAAACGGCGGUUAUUACGCGAUAACUGUCCGGUGAUUUUUAACCACGUGACGUAACAUGGCCGAUAAAACUGCGCAGAAUUAAUGAUGGGUGAUAAUGGUUGAUAUGUCAAAAAAUAAAUUUCUAACCCAACUCUGUAUUACUAUGUAUAUCUAUCAGUAAAGUUACUGCUUGAAUUCUCUCGCCUCAAAGCGUUGUAAGCAAUUGGGAAAUUGUUUCGACCCGUUGAUGCUACCUUCAUUUUAACAAAAAGCACAGACCCAAAGAAAUAAUAGCUGGUAAAGUAGAUGAGCAACCUUAAAAGAGGGUUUUGUUCAUUUGCAGAUAAUCGUUUGAUUUCUGGAUGUCAGCCUGGUUGGUACGGAGUAGGAAAAUCUUGUUUCAUGUUUUAUUUUGAAUCACCUCGGGAGUGGCGCCUGGCGCGAACUUUGUGCCACGAACAAAAUAGCGAAAUGGCCACUGCCAAAAGCGUUGAUGUACUGAAAGUCCUUGCCAAUCGGAGGAAACAUCUACAAUCCCAAGAUCUCGAUCUUUUUCUUGGGCUAAAGAGCAAGUUACGCUGGACUUGGGUAGACGGCGAAAAGGUGUCAGAUUCGCAAAAAGCUUUGUGGAGGCCUACCGAACCGAGUGGUGAUGGCUACUGUGGAUCUCUCCUGAGUUUUGUUAGUUGGGAUUCAACUUGGCGUGGGUAUGGAUGGGGCUUGAAUGACGAGCUCUGCACCGGUCUCAGGACAUAUAUUUGUGAGGAGCCACUGGGUACGUUUCUCAACAACGUAUGAUGAUAUUUUCUAAUAGAUAAAUUUACUUGAAUUGUACCUGAAUUGAGGAUAUUUUCGAAGACAAAAACAGCUAUACAGAUUAAACCUUCAACAUAACCCCACUGCGUUUCCUUUAAACUUUUUUUUAAAGCUUUAGAUAUAAUUGGUUCUGUUUCAAGUCAAGUUGUUAUAUUGACGUUGCCGGUAAGCUUUGCUCAGAAAUUGUCUCACGACAAAUCCAAUUGAUGAACUCAAGCGAUUACUCUGCAGUUUAUCUUGUUUCAGAUGUGUUUAAUUGAGCUUUAAGGGUGUUAAAUUAUGUCGUUUAUCGCAGUAUUAAGAGUGUCCGAGUAAUUUUUUUUCUUCUGGUUCAAGAUGUUCCUCUCCCUGUAGCUCUCUUCUUCAUGGGUGGUAUUAACAAAAGUGUGGACCUGAGCCCUGGUGGAGCUAGCAAUGCUGUGUUCAGUGACAUCACCUUGGCACCGGGUCCUUUUGGAAAUCCAAAUGGUUCCUUGUUUUUAGGAACUAGCAAUAGCCAUAUGGAAUUGGAAAAUCGCGGAGAAAUUGAUACAAGGUUUUCUAUAAGUGUAUUUGCUUGGGUGCAUAUCAGUAAUUCUAGCACUGGUCAAAUAAUAGAUUACGGUUGCUCGAUGACGGUCUUCCAUUCAACGCUCGGAGUUGAAGCACUUUUUAAGGAACGGGACAGUUCUAAGAGUUAUCUCCUGCAUAAGAGGGGCGUUCUAAAAGCAAACUCUUGGAAUUUCAUCGGCGUUACGUAUGACUACUUCAGCGGUAUUGCAACUAUGUGGGUUAACGAGAACAUCGUAAUGCGAAAAUUUUUGUUUGCUAAAAUGGAGUUAGCGACUCAUGGGAAUAUUAUUGUUGGAGCCUCCAAAAAUAGAAAAAUGCAAUUCCGUGGCAGGAUUUCUUGCUUGCAGUUUUAUGAACAAGCAUUAUCUGUGGAUCAAAUCAUGAAGGUUAAAAUACGAUGUAAUAAAACUGGUAAGUGGGUUUAAUUUACUUGUCAGUCACAAUGCCCGCAGAGCUGUAGAAAAUACAGUUAAAAUCGAAAAGCGCAGCAGCGUAAGAUACUCAAUAGAAAUAAAUGAUAAGCCAACAAUGUAUCUCGCUUAAAACAUCGGUAAACCUCAUCUAAGAACUUUUUUAGCCGUUACAUUAUUUUAUAAGGUUCAUCCGUAAUUUUUGUUUCGAUAAUUACAUUCUUUUUUCAACGCAUGGAAGUAUCUACACCUUCAGUGGAAUACAGAAGUGUCGGAUGCUACGCAGACAAGCCUCAUCGAGCAAUUCCAACACUUGAAGGAGUAGACCCUAUCGCUGCCGAGGACUUCCGCGUGCGUACGAGAUCGAUUGAAAAGUGCGCCCUUGCAGCUCGAAAAAGAGGAUUCACUAUGUUUGCUGUACAAUAUGGCGGGGAGUGCAUGACCAGCGCAACGGCAGAACAAACUUUUAAUAGAUAUGGCGAGAGUAAUCAAUGCAAUGCAAAUGGAAAAGGAGGAUCAUGGGCAAACAAUGUUUACAUCAUUCGAGGUUUGUAAUGAUACCAUAUUUUACAUUGAAAUGGGAGUCAAUGAUGUAACGGUAAAAUUCCACGAGUUCGUUUGCGUAAUAUAUAUUUUAGUGACUGGAACUUACACUUUUACUGGCUUGGAAUUUGUGAGUCAUAAAACACGGUAGUUAUUAAUUUUCGGAAAACAACUUCUCCUGAAAUGAUUAUAGAAUUUAUGGUUUAUCAAAUUUCAUUUCAAAAGUACAGUCUAGCCUGAGCAGGGAUUGUUUGUUUUUGCUUUUGUUAUGUUUUUAUUUUUCUCGAGUAGUCGAAUAGAAACUCUUCAGUCAUUUUCCAUUUGUUCGAACAUUUUGGGUGUAUUGGAUAUGCAGCUGGAUUUUUCCCCUAUGAUCGAUUACUAGUUAGUUGUAGCUCAUGUUUGUCAUAGAGUGCACGUUUAGAAAUGUCCCUUUUUUAACGGCUUUGCGUGAUAGUUAAAUUGCUUAAACUUUAAAUAGAUUAUAUUGAUGUUGGAUGCUACGAGGAUCGCUACUCGCGUGCAAUUGCAUCACUCGAACGAAAAGAUCCGCUAUUGACAGGAGGGCACAAAAUACGCAAGAACUCUAUCGAAAAAUGCGCUAUAGUGGCUCGCAAAAGGGGCUUCCGCAUGUUUUCAGUUCAGUAUGGUGGGGAGUGUUAUGGCAGUGCAACAGCAGAAAAGACUUUUGAUAGAUAUGGCAAGAGCGAUAAAUGCGAAGGUGAUGGAAAAGGAGGAACUUGGGCGAAUCGUGUCUAUGCUUUUCAAGGUUUGUCACUGAAUUUAUUUACUUAUUUUCAUUCAGUUUCUAAGUUGAGAUGUAAUCAGGUAAUUUGACAUUUUAUGUCAAGACUGAUACCACUUAAUCUUUGGUUCCCUGUUUGACGCUUAAAUCUUCGCUGGGAUCUCUAAUGUUUUUACAAAAGGGUUGAAGAUAUCAUUGAAUGAUAAUAGUACAGUUACUCUCACUUUAUUAGCUCUAGGUUGCCGUUGAUAUUUGAAUUAACAAAAAAGGCAAAACAAAGAAACAAAAUGAAUCAGAUAAUUUAAUUUUUUCUCGUAGCGUCUACUUCUUGGUGCAGUCCCAGCUUUUUUCCAUUUCAUGGAGGUUGCUUUUCCUUAGAUACCUUCACCAAAGUAAACUGGAAGCAAGCCUUGGAAAAGUGCAAUUUUAAAGGAGGUACCCUGGCAAAGAUUUCAAGUGAAGGGUUGAGACGUGCUCUCUCCGUUGUUUUAGAAGGAUUCAGAUCCCAGCGACCGAGUCUUUAUAACUAUUUCAUUGGUAUGAGGGGCCACUAUGAUGACUGGAUGUGGUUUGAUGGCACUUCUUUGAACGAAUCGUUGUGGGUGUCAGGAUAUCCAACGAGGGACGUUGACAAUCUAGGCUGUGCUUAUCUUUCGGCUGGUUUAUCCAAAAUAAAGAAUGGUGUCUGCAAGUCACAUAGAUACCCUUUGUGCCAGAAACGAUCGGGUAAAUUGCAUUAUGCUUAGCAGUUAUAAGCAGAUCUAGGAGACGGGCGUUCUCUGGUCAAGUCUAAAACCUUCUGAGAAACACGAAAAAAACAGUGUCAUAAUCAAUAACGGGAAAUUAAAGGAAAACAACUUUUCAACACUCUCUUUUGGCAUAUUUAAAUUUCUUUUUCGGGCAAUGACAUUAGAGUUUUCAAAGGCUUUAGACCUUAAACUGAACGUUUGCGUUCUAAUCAAUGUUUUGAAUGGAGAAUACCUUUUUAUCAUGUCAAGAUAAUGUUCAACCACGUUUUCCCUUCUAUUCAGAUGGGUGCAGUUUGCUUUACUUUCACUGCACACUGCUUUAUUUCUGUCUCGCGCAAGAGGACUUAAACUGAAAGCUGAAAGCUUUCGUUGUAACACAUGUUUUCAAUAUAAAACGCUUUUUUAAACCAUUUUCCUCUUCUAUUUGAAUAGUUACAAUUAAAUUGAGCCACUGUUGAAUUCAGGCUUAAGAAGGUUCUUGUUGUUAUUUUUACUAUUCCAUAGAGUACGUUGUACCAUUUUGCUUGGGUUUGGUUUCCUCUUUCGACGCAUUCUUUUUUCCUCGUUAUGACUACUUCCCCUUUUCCCCUCUUCUACUAAUUUCAAGUGUUCCAAAAAUGUCCACCGUAGCAAAUUUCAAUUAUUAUUCGUGGUAUGAUACAUUAAUUUUAACUAUUUACAAAGCUUUUUACUCUGCUUAAGCUAAAUAUGAUUCAAACAUCUUCCAAACUGUGAUGGCGAUGUUCUUUAUUUUUUUUUUGUCAUGCAGAAGCUUCUUUGUCAAAUCGAAGUCAAACCACUUGUUCCAGUGUUUUGCUGCCGUAUGAGUCCUCUCUAGCCAUUGAUAAAUCUUAUACCACCUGCUUUCGUUCGGGAAGGGUAAGAAAUUGUCAUAACAAAUGGAAAACUCUACUGUAGAUGCACUGGAUUUCCUUUCACAUAAUAAGAGGCCAAACAUUAAUUGUGUAUGUAACGAUUGGGUAAACUAAUUGUGAUACUUAUUUCAGUGUCUUAAUGUUUGGUGUGUUGCUUGCUUGCUUUCCGUAAAGUUUUAACAUAACACUUACUUCGGUUCUUCAUUUAUUUAGGAGUCGAACCCUUGGUGGCAAGUUGACCUUGAUAAACAUUUGUACGUAAUCUCUGUGGUAAUCACCGAUAAAGUUGAUUGCUGCCCACGGGAUAACGGAAUGAUCAGCGUAAGAGUAUUAAACAGUCCACACGAUACAGACUCAACCUGCUCCAAAUCGAUGGAAUAUGAUGGAGUAACUCAGCAAUUUAAAUUUUACUGCUCACCACCAGCGCUUGGAAAUUACCUGAAAAUAACGUUGACGGGCAAUAACGUCACUCUUGUCCUGUGCCAAGUUGUCGUGGAAACUAUUGGUUAGUUUUUGGUAGUUUCCUUUUAAUAAAAAAAUUCCUUGUUGGAGCCUUUAAGUACCUGGAGCCUUCCAUGGGGUCAUGUAACUAAGGCCGCGUUACCGAAGCCUUUCAGGAACCAUUGUUUACUCCUGCGGUCAUCGACUCGAUGCAUUUGGGUCGCGAAAAUCAUGUUCAUUUUAAUAGAAUUAGUGCAAACGGCUCAGAUUUCAUAAAUUAAAGCUAUGCCAAAUUCUUAUCCCAUCCUUUAAUAAAUCUUGACAAGCAUAGGAAGAAAAGCCCAUGUUUUUUUUUCAGUUUUCAUACCCAUGCGCGGUCUUAUAUGCCUUCCCCUCCCCUCUUACCGGAAGUAGCAGUUAACACGUUGCAAUGUGUCUAUCCCCAAUAGAGUUGCUUACGGAGGCAAAGGGAGUGCUUCGUGAGACAUGGUAUAGAAUGAAAAAUUACGAAGCUAGGAGCAAAUCAACCAUGCGCGAACAUCCACUCAUUCAAGGUCCGCCUGGAAGCCGGAUAGUUUUGCCAGAUUUUGAUGCUCCUAUCGAUUUGGAAGACAGAUACGCGCAAAGAUUGACAGCUUACUUGCAGGUAAACAUGAAAUAUCCCUAUUUGAAGUGGAGUUCUUCCUGCUUAUUUAAACCUUGCUUCGUCUUUAUUUAGAGAAAAUGAAAACUUAGUCGUUAUUUGUUAGCCUCACCCAAUCGCUUUUCAUUUUAAAGCUCCUAAGACAAACUAUAAUCGCCUACUCACCAUUUUAGGUUCCUCAGAGCGGUAGCUACGUCUUCUACGCUGCAUGUGACGAUUCAUGCGAGUUGUGGAAGUAUAAUGUCAUAGAAUUUGGAUUUGCAAAAGAUAACGCCGAAUCAGACGAGAGUGCAAAGAACCGAAGACCAAUCAUAUCUGUUAAAAAAGGCACCAGAUAUCUUCAAUGGGACAGGUAAGCGAUUCAUUCGAAGGAUAAAAGGCCAAUUCUGUUGAAUUUUAAGACAACCAGAUUUAUGCUUAAAUUUUUCGUAACCUGUCGUUUGAAGGUACGAAGAGCAAUCAUCGCAGCCUAUCUUCCUUGAAAAAUGUCGUAUUUAUCGUAUGGAGGCGUAUGGAAAAGAUUUAGAGAGCAAUGACCAUAUAUCAGUGGGCAUGCGUAGGCCGAAUGGAGAUUUUGAAAGGCCCAUUCUUGGGAAAGGGCUAUUCUGGACAAAACCAGGUAUUUCAAUUUGGUUUUUUUUUGUUUGUAAUUUGUUUUUGUUUGUUUUGUUUCAAAUUUUUUUGUAUUUCAUUUUGUUUUCGAUUAUUGUAUGUAUAUAUAUUUUUUACUUUUUAUAUUUUUGUAGAGUUUUUGUUUGUUCCGUUUUUUUCUUUAUCGAAGAGGCUUCGGAACGUCAUCACCUUUCUUGAAAACUUGUGUCUAGAAAAAUACAUAGGGGAAGGAUAAUGCAGACAACUAGAAGAAAGCUAGAAACUAAAAAAGCUAGUUUGCAAGUGAACAGUUACCAGCGGGGAAAGAAUAGUUGGCGUGCGCACUCUACUCUUUUUCUCCGAAGAAGACUGAUUUCAUGAACUUCAUUGGGUUAACUUAGAGUAUUUGCUGAAUUCAAACCGUGGUUUAAAUCUUAAAAAAUACUGGAUCAGCGUCAGCUAGGAUAAUUCAAGGAAAAGCUUAAAUUCUUGAAUCUUAAACAGGGACACGAAAAUUGGCGGUCACACUCAACGAUCUUGAAACGCCGAUAACUGCUAUCGUUGGGUCAAAUCUACACAUUUCAGGUUGGUAUUGACACAAGAAGUUUAACACGUCAAAGUUUCUUAUUUCAUUUGACAGAGAAUUGGUGUGAAAUAUCACUUGAAGGCUUACAUCGUCAAAUUUAAAUUCGAAAUGCUAAUUUUUUUUUAAACCCACAGGUGCCUACAGCUUCUGUUGUCAGGGCAUAUAUUGCCCCGAUUGUCCACUGCAACUGAACCUCUCAACCCUAAGACAAAAUGUAACAAUAAACUCAGCGGUAAACAUGUCUUGUUUAAAGGCACCAUUCAAGACUUUUUUUGACACAGACAGACAACCGGGAAAUUACACAGUGAAGGUUAGUCCAUUUCAGGAUUACCUAUCACCAGAAUAUAGACAGUUUAAUAGCCAUUAUGUGAUUAUGGACAAUUUGCUCUUGCUUUUAUGUAGCUAUUGCACCAAGAACUAAAACGAACGCUUAAUAACCUUAGAAUCAAAUUUCUUUUCCUUUUUCAAUUUUUCCCUUCUAAAUUUUCCCUAAAAUGUUCUUAAAAGAAGUUGAUAACCUUGAAAAACUUCAAAAUGUUCAUAAUGCGAGACUCAAAUUUCGCAUCAGAUCAGCUAUUCAUUUGUGGACCAUUCAGGAAAAAUUCUUGAAGAGAGAGUGCUGGGAAAUGUUUAUCUCAAAGGUAACUGCGUUUUAUGAGUUUGACGAUUUAUUAUUCUUACACACUUUUAUACCAGUUAAGCAUUACGUAGAUGGGUCAGCUUGUACGAGAUUCAGAAGACUUCACAAUAAAUACGAACUGAAUUCAAACUUGAAAAGAGUUGGUGCAAAACGAUUAUCUAUAGACUUUCUGUCUUUUUUCGAACAAAACCAAAUUUUGGCAAAUUUUGGCGAUCAAUCAACCAAUUGAUUGGGUUGUAAAUUAGUUUGCUGGGCCGUGAAGUUAAAAUGGAGAUAACUCAGAAUAUCAUUGAGAUUCCUUUCAAAACCAGGAACAGCGAAAAAGUGUAUAUAUACGAGGCAAAGGCACUUUCAUGAAAACCAUAUUUUCUUGGAUUUAUCCGCUGAUUCUUGUCUCCGUGUUUGGUUAACAUCCCUAAGAGAAAAAGCAAUUUAGCAAACGAGUAUAAUAACUGCUUAAAUGAUGAUUGAAACUUUCACAGCUGCUGUAGUAUUAAAAGAAUGCCCUUUCGAGUCUGGAAAUUGUGCAGGCUGGACUAACCUUGGAAGCCAGGAAAAGUGGAAGUUUUCCCUAGGUAGGAAGAAGGAUGUUUCUGCCUGCCUAGUUUUUGUAUAGAAAAUGUGCGUUGUAAAGAUCUCUUCGUCUUAAUCUUUUUUAAAACUGUCCCGGUCAAUCUUCAUACUUAUGGAGAGGAUUGACCUAAAGUAGGUUGGUCCUUUUCUAUAUAAAUGUAUUAUUGCUGACUCAAUAUUACAUGUCCCAGAUCAUUUUGCCUACAUCGGGAGAUCUUCCAGGGAACGGCUUAAAAGUCCUUUGUUAUCAUGGAAACCAGCUAAUGUGAUAGUUAGUUUGUGCUUACGGUUUAAAUACCUCAUGCCAACUAAAUCAAAGUCAUACUUAAAAGUUCUGCUUUGGGAAGCAACAGAAGAAAGGGAGGUAUUAGUUUGGCAGCUGCUUGGAUACCACGGUUCAGGAUGGUCAGUUGCUCAGGUGGUUUUGCCAAGCUCUGUGGCUAUUCAAGUAAGUGAAGCUUCCAAUUCACUUGAGGGAAAUCUCUUUUUACUUGCAUUUAUUGGUGAGGUUUAUAUCUAUGCAUAUGACAGCCUUGAUCAUUUUAUUUAGUGGUUGAUAACAUCAUGUUCAUGUUUUGUGACAGGUUAUAUUUGAGGGAGAAGGCUUUGUUGAUGACCCAGUGAAUGUGGCAAUUGAUGACGUCAGUGUAACGACUGAGAACUGUAUUUUACUACCUUACUUUGCGAAGCCAGGUGAAUUUUUCUUUCCGCUCUCCCUUUUCGUCUCUAUACUUACGAAUAAGGAGCUUACCGAUCAUUUGAAUUUUCCAAAAUUAUUGGUAGGCUGGUUAUGACAAUAGCAACCAAAGCAAACAUGUAAGGUUCAUGAUUUUAGAUAUAUGAAAAUUCAUGCAAUGCGGUGGAGAGAUGAAAUUAAGAGAUCCUCGCAGCUAAGAACACUACUGAAACGAGUAGUUGUAAAUAGGACCUGAAAAAAAUACAGGUCCUAUUUACAACUACUCGUUUCAGUAGUGUUCUUAGCUGCGAGGAUCUCUUAAUUUUAUCUCUCCACCGCAGAGAAAAUAUAUUAAUUUUUAUAUAUCUAAAAUCAUCUUUCACUUGGAUGUUUAUUUGGACCCAAUUCAUUUACCAGCUCCCAGUUGGCUUGUUGGCUAAAUUGGUAGAGCGCUGCACUGGUAUCGCAGAGGUCAUGGGUUCAAAUCCCAUACGGGCCUGAAUUUUUUCCAGGUCCUAUUUACAACUACUCGUUUCAGUAGUGUUCUUAGCUGCGAGGAUCUCUUAAUUUCAUGUAAGGUUCAGUGCCAACCUUUUUUUAAGUCAUCAGUGUUGGAUAAUAAUGCAUUGUUUGUCAGAUUCUCCCAUAGAAGUGUAACAAAGUUUCCGCCAUUAGUUCUUUCUCUUUAUGGCUUUUCACUUUUAAAGAAAGGAAAAUGAAAUAGAAACUUAUUUUGCCGAGUUUUUUUAGGUUUUCAAUGUAGCGAAAAAGAGUUUCAGUGUUACAAUGGGGAAUGUGUCAAAAACGAUUUAACAUGUGAUGGUGAUCUCGCGUGUAAAGAUGAAUCGGACGAGGAGAACUGUGGCUGUCCCUCCAAUAAGUUUGCUUGCCAGGAUGGAAAAUGUAUUCCUGCUGCAGCUGUGUGCGACGGUAGCAACGAUUGCUCAGACGGAGAUGAUGAAAAUAAUUGUCGUAAGUUCAUGACUGCACAAUGAUAAGGACAUCACGGUAGUUUUCUCUUAGCCUUUAUGGUCAUCUCAGGCUAAGGAGUGAUUUUUUUCUGAUCGGUUUAGCUAAGAAAGUCGUUAAGUCUGGCCAGCGAUGAUAAAAUUUUUUUCUUUAGUCUGUUUUUCCGCAGUAUUUGUAUUCGCAUGACUUAAUUCAAAGAUUUGCUUUUCAGGUAUUCCAUGUCCCUUAAAAUUUCAUUGUCUUGAUGGAUCGUGCAUUUCCUGGUCUGAUACCUGUAGAGAAAUACCGUUCUGUGGGGACGGGACUAACUCACCGUCUGUAUGUGGUAAGUAGGACACAGCGGCCUAAUGUAUACCUAGUUCUAAUUCAGCGUAGUUCGUGUUAAUUCACAAAAACUCUAGACCAUGCCUUUUCGUGACCUAUAACUCAUGAAACCAAUCAUUAUGAUAUCGAAAAUAUCCUGCUAUACUCUAGAAAUUGCAGUUUAAGAAACAGUGCUUUUCCCUCAAAAUGUCUGCAUUUCAGGGUCGGGAGACUGCCUUCUCAGUGAUUUAUCGUGUUUAUCAGUCACGUCGGAAGAUCUCUUGCAGUGUAAAUCAUCUUUCAGAGGUAACAUUUAUGUCAAAUUACUGAGAUGCUACUAUACCUUAAAAAACCAAUCUUUUUCCGGUCAAUUAUCUUUGUCUUCAUCCUCUCCUUGCCUCUAUGUUUACAAUACGGUGUCAGAGCGUCUGGUUCAUUUGAGGACUGAUUUGGUAGGCUUGUUUGAUAAAAGACAGGGUUCAGAUGAAACAAACGUAGUUAAUUUUGAUAUUCGCGAAUUACUAAUUAUAAUUACGAAGACUAAGAUACCUACAGUAAGGCAAAUUCCACUCUAUGAAAAAAAUACCAGGUCAUUUACAGUCUUCAUUAUGGAAAAUUGGAACAGUCAGUCUCAAUGGUGAAAUAUCUCUGGUUCAUUUGACACGUUGCAAAUAAUCGUACCAAAAUGCCGUUGUUGUUCGUGAACAAUAACCUCGUGUACCCUUGCAAUUCAAUAUUGGAAAGCGACUCCGUAUGCAUGGAGGGAAUGAAUAUCCAACGCAUUGUUAUCCUUUCGUGUUUCGGUAACUGGCUAAUUUUUCCAUUCAAACAGGCCAUUGCAGUUUCGACGAUGAUUUUUGCACAUUGAAAUAUGACUGGAAUGCCACGUUCCAGUGGACUAAAACGUCAGGAAAGACACCAACGGAAAAUACUGGUCCAACAUAUGAUCACACCACGUUUACCAAGGAUGGUAAGGAGUGCGUUCUGGACUUAGACUUCUUGAGAUCAUUUUUUCUGCCCUCGUUCAAACUAUUUUUUACAAAAAUGUCGAGUAGGAAAUCCCAGUGAAAUAUAAAGUUAUAAAAUACACCAAGCAAUGAUUGUAAUCUAUCCAAGAAAUAUUUGGAGGACAUACUCGACCAAAUAAGGAAAGAAUCCUGAAAAUUUCGUCUAUCUAUUGACAGAACGAUUUCUACCCGUCACUCUGAUUUACUAAGCUUCUGAUUUUGUUUUCUUGUUUUUGAUUUCACGUUUCUAAUUAGUCUUUUCUUAAGGAUUUAUAGUUUUAUAGAUGCAAUAUUUGUAACUCCGUCAUUGUAAAAAAUGUAGUUCUAAAAAUAAUUUUGCAAUGUUACCAAGGAAAAUAAGCUAAUUAAAAUUUUCUAGGAUCAGCCUCCUCGACGUUCUAUAAUAACGUUAUAACUGUGAAAAUGCAGAAUUUGCUACUAAUGUUUUCGUCUUCCUACUAUUUUUUUUUGCAUAGCCUAAACUUUAAAAGAAACAUAAGCAUAAAUAGUUCUUAUUCUGUAACAGGGUCGUAUAUCUACAUCGAAGCCUCUCCACAAAUACCUGGAGACGCAGCAAGGCUGUUUAGUGACUGGAUGGAACCCAAUGAAGUAGUUUGUAUUCAGUUUUGGUAUCACAUGCACGGGUCAGACAUUGGUAAUCUGAGCAUCUAUUUAAAAACUAACCAGUCAGAAACAGUUGUUUGGACACUUUCGGGAAAUCAGGGGGACCAGUGGAAGUUCGGACAAACAGCUUUAAACAGUCGAGAUGCCUAUAAGGUACGUUUCCCUGUAUUUAUCGUUACCGAGUACUUAUGACUGCAAACUUUAAGUUUUGUUUAUUGACAUCUAUAGUUCAUGAAAUCAAAUGUAUAAAGGUACUUUUGCGAUCAUUGAAUGAUAUCAUAACUAUCAUUAUCGCUGUUAUCACUACUCAUAUCGUUAAUGCUAUGGUCAUCCUUUUUUCCAUCGUCAUUAUUGUUUUUCACAAGUUUAUCAUUGAAGGAACGGUUGGCUAUGGAAGCAGCGGUGAUAUAGCUCUGGAUGAUCUGACAUUGCUUGAUGGUAACUGUAAGACAAUUAUAACACAGAGUAAGUGAUCUUCUGCAAAGUAAGAUGUCUAGAAGCUAGUGGUUAUUUAUGAUUUUUGUUUUCUUUCCGUUGUUGCUGUAGGAAGAGUGAAUUAGAAAUAUUGCAAAUUGAUGUUUCUCAUGAUCCGUAAUUGUAAAUUUAUAUGUUGCUAGAUAAUUCCUUGCAACAAACAAUCUUUCGACUAAAAAUUGCGACUCAAGUUUUGCCGUUAACUUAUUGGAAAUUUCGUUGUACCAGCGCAAUAGAAAGGCCAAACGCAAAGAGAGAGUUGCAGGAGACAAACAUACGCCUUGGUUAUAGCACAGUGAAUAUAAAUAAUUUACAGGGCAGUUUUUUUUCUUGGUCGGUAUGUAACGAUAAUGAGGUCUUCCGACCUCUUUGCACUUUUAGAGAGUUUGGACUGUGACUUCAAAGGAGACACAUGCGACUGGGAGGCUCAAGGAAGGUGGACCCUUUCAAAAGGUGUGCCAUGAUUGAAAAUUUACCGUGGAGCACUCUUUAUUUGAGAGUCGAUUUGAACGGUUAUUGCAUGUCUCUAACAAUUUCCGGACUCUGAUAAUUAUUCUCUAUAAUUAUCUCUUAUCAGAUGGUUCCUCUAUUUUUCUUCGCCCUGAAGCAUACGCGGUGCGUCAUUCUCUAUUUUCGCCUCCGAACAUAAAUACCAACGAAUGGAAGUGUUUUCAUCUUUGGUAUUUCAUCGGAGGCAACUACGGUUAUGAAGGGUCGAUAACAGUGCUAUUAAAGUUGUUAAAAUCAAACCUAACGAGUUUACUUUUCUUCGCGGACAAGGCCACAUCUGAGGCAACAUACACACAAACACCGUUACCACAAAAUUUCACAGAUGCUCAGGUAUUUACAAAAUACACUCGUGUUGUAGCAGUAGAUCUUUCAUAGGUUUUACAAGCUUCUUAUGAAUUAGAUUUAUUUUAGAUAAAUUUGAUAUUUAAGCUUUUAGCUUAAAACUAAUGUUUCACACUCAAGUGGUGCUAGUCUGCUAUUGACAAUGCCAUCAUCUCAUAUCAUUCUGUAGAUCGAAAUAGUGGGAACGAAUGAAUUGAAACAUCUGGCUAUCAGACAAGUAUCUUUUUCCAAAGAUUCUUGUGAGCAUAUUCCUAAGCCAAGAAAUGGUAAGCCUCCAUCACGAUUGAUGGCGUCUAUUCACGCGCAUAUUGUUCCGACUGUUGCGUUUCGAAUAAUGACUAUGUAGCUCUAAAUGUCAAUAACAACGAAGGUUUCCUAAUUGUUUGGCUCACGUCUGUACCACAUUAUUGGAAGUAUAUCAUGACUAUUAUCUUUAUAAAGAGACUAACAGCUAUAAACAGAGCUUAAAGGAUAACCACUUUCGUAACCGCAAAAAAAGUUUCACUCAAAUAUUCGAUGUCGAAUAAUACAAUAUCAAUUUACACGGCGUAUAAGUUAUUGAAUUUGCAUUAAUAGAGUCGAAAGACAUAGUUGCUAAAUACGCCUUGCAAGGGCCUGCUUGAAACCGAUUUUUUUCAUAUUUUAUCAUCGUGAUCUUUAGAUUUGCAUCAGCAUAAACCUCUUGGAAUGGAAAACAAUGAAAUCCUCGACAAGAAGAUCACCUCAUCUUCACAAGUUGAUGAGGUUCAUGCCGCCAUCCAAGGAAGACUUCACUUCCAAGCAACCCCAGGCAAAGCAGGGUCUUGGUCGGCUGGUUCAGAGGACUCAACACCAUGGCUUCAAGUUGAUCUGAAUAUUCGGAACACAAGAGUUACUGGCGUUGCGACGCAAGGGAGAAACGGACCCUUCGCUCAGUGGGUUACGGAAUAUAAGCUCCAGUAUAGCAAUGAUGGGGUAAGCUUCAAUUACUACAGGGAACCCGGAAAAACCUCAGAAAAGGUACGUGCGAGAUGUAAUAAGACGUUCAUCACGAAUGCAUGUCCAGUACAAUUCAAAAUUUUUGCAGUAUGUAAAAUUCUGAGUAUUGACGAAGCUGGUUUAAAGAGGCGGGAAAGACGGCUGUUGAUAUUAGGUUCGGUUGUCAGAUGGAGAAACAUGCAAUUCAUUUGUCAAUGUGUGUUUCUUGGGAACAGUUCCACACGCUCGCGAAAAAUAGAUGAUUUAUUUCUUCAUGACCAAGCGCUUAUUUGCACAAAUGAUUUUUUACAUCACUUAUCCUCACAUGACAAUUCCCCAAUAAGGCCAUUUAUCUAACGAACAUUAUCCCGUAAGAAUUUUGUACAUGAACAACGCUUAGCACAGAUUAGUCAUAUCUUUCCGAGCGAUUGUUUAGGGGCUAAAAUGUGUGUUGAUUAACAUCGUAGAACUUAUUAUUGGUAUUUACAACACAAAAUUAACACAACGCGAUCUUUUGUCGACACAGCACUUUGCUGGAAACGCUGACCAGGAUGCUGUUGUUUUUCAUGAACUUAAUCCACCAAUCAGAGCACGUUACAUCCGCUUUCGACCUGUGGCUUGGAACAAAGCAGCUUCAAUGAGAGUUGAACUGUAUCAGGGUGUGGAAGGCAAGUCAAUUACUUAUGGACGUUUAGUUCUUCUAUCUUUUCUUUUCUGCGAAAACGCUUGGAAUGAGAUAGAAUAUUCGGUAUCACUUCGCAAAAAAAAUGCAAACCAGUGUCGGUGUCUUUUUGUGUGUACAAAUUAUAGACACCAUUGGCUAGAAUAAUGAUGUAUGUAUAUCCAAGGGAGCUCUCAUAAUAAUCGCUGUCUAGAAGAAUGUUAUUUACAAGUCUAUGGAAAUGUUUUAAUUCUCAUAAAGAUAGCUGUUCUCGAGACCAUCGUGCACAGGUAUGAGAUCUCGGUUUGUUAGCUUGAACAGUGCUUGAAGUCAAUAGCUUACCCUGAAAAGUUGGUGAUUCAUCGAUAAGGAUUGACAAUGAUCAGUAACAUCGAUGAGGUAUUUUUCCUUACAAUGAUCUGCUUCAUUACCGUUAGAGUGUAAUAAAGCUCUGGGAAUGGAAAACAGCGAAAUCUCAAGUGGACAAAUUCUUGCCUCUUCUCAAUGGGAUGGAUAUUCCACUGCAAGCCAGGGAAGAUUAUUCUUUCAAGCGACAGAGAGGAAACAGGGUGGAUGGUCAGCUGGCAAAAAGAAUGCAGAGCAAUGGUUUCAAGUUGAUCUGGGAGGUCAGUAUGUUAAAAUCACAGGUGUAGCAACACAAGGCAGGCAAGACCACGAUGAGUGGGUAACCAGUUACAAACUGCGGUACGGGAAUGACGGAGAGAGCUUCCAGAGCUUCAAGGAAGAAAGGGAUCUCGAGGACAAAGUGAGUAUAAAAAUAGUCAAUUAAAUGUUUAUAAUGCAGAUAUGUUUUAGCAAACAAUAAUCAAUGUCAUGAAAUUGUCAUUUUUCAACUUCUGAUUAUGUUAUCAUCCAUCUUAGAGGUCAAGCGUUAAAACUCUCUCAGCUAAUCAGUUUGUCAGAAAACCAGUUUGUUUGUCAGAAAAAUCUCCGCCUUGGUCAGUUAAUAUCAUCGGUGCUCAUCGUCUUUUGUUUUUCUCUUUAAUGAGUUGGAAGGUUAGACGAGUCUAAUGUUUUGAUAUGCUAUGAAGUCUUAUUCACCAGUUCUCGUGUCGGGACCUUCUUAGCCGCGCACAUGUUACCAUAUCCUAUGCGGAUAUCCCAUAUCUAUUGAAGUUAUCUUCGUUUUAAAGAAGCCCUCUAUUGUAACUAAUCAACAAGUCUUACUUUUCAUUCGUCUUAUAUAGGAAUUUACUGGAAAUGUGGACCGUGACAGCAUUGUUCGUUAUGAACUUUACCCAGCCAUCAAAGCCCGUUACAUCCGCCUUCAACCUCUUUCUUGGCAUAACUGGAUAUCUAUGAGGAUGGAAUUGUAUGGCUGUUCAGAAGGUAGGCGAAGUAUCAGCUUCUAAGUGAAAAGGAGUUUAAUUUUUCUACGAUAUCUUUAUCCGAUACAGGUCCACUACCUUAAAAAAAGGUUCUAACCCUAUUGCAUACUCUUUCCUUUUUCUUUUUCAAAUUUAUUUGUUAUCAGACUGAGGACAACUAAGAGGGAACAAUUGUUUAGAGGGUAUUUAAACUUGGAAGAUAUCAUUAGCAAGUAUAACUCAAGAAAGUUUCGGCAUAGAUUGUGAUUUGGGAUAUUCAUUUACCUGAUUCGAUUUCAAUGAAACAAACAGAAUGUCAAACGGAUCUUGGCUUAAGAAAGAGAACUAUUCCUGAUGCACAGUUAAGUGCUUCAUCGCAGCUGGAUCAUAACCAUGCCGCAUCUCAAGGAAGACUGGACUAUGAAGGUGAAAGGUGGAGAACGUCAGCCUGGUCAUCGCGCACUAACGAUAAAAGUCAAUGGCUCCAAAUUGAUCUUCGAAGUAUCUACAUCAAAGUAACCCGAGUGGCGACGCAGGGUCGAACCGGCUAUUACAAGUACUGGCAGUGGGUAACACAUUACAUGCUGCAGUUCAGUGAUGACGGAGAAAACUUUACUUUCUUCAAGGAACAAGGAAAAUCAACGACAAAGGUAAUACAAUAUUUUUUUACGGAAAUGUUAGCGGCGUGUUCUGUUACAAUGAUAGAUAUUUAGACAAGCAAAUUGCCGUUCUCUCAAUUUAGGAUUUUAGUGGCAACAACGACAGCAAUACCGUUGUUCAUAAUGACUUAAACCCACCGAUCAGAGCUCGUUACACCCGCUUUAUCCCACAAGCUUGGUAUGGCCAUAUAUCGAUGAGGGUGGAACUCUAUGGAUGUCUGGAAUAUAAUAGUAAAGGUGAGGAAUGCAGGUUGGACUUAAAAUAGGAACAUCUCUUUACGAAAACAGCGAACGAAAAUUAUUCGACGAGUCCUGUAAAUGUAUCGAUAGCACAGUGCAGCUUCUCAUCACAAAGUAGUUUUAUGUAGACAACGUCAAGUGUCAGCUCUAUUUCUUCUAUAUUUAUUUAUAUAAAAGCUCACUUAAUGACUGAAUGGCUGACUGACUAAUAUACUGACGGAUCAACAAACUAGUUACCUGACAGAGUGGCUGAUUGACUAGCGGACAGUGUCAGUACGACAAGUUAUAACAUAGGGUUUGAGCUAAAUUUGGGCUUCGUUAACACAUAAUCCUACUUUAUCGGUGAAUUCUGCCGGCACAUUGGAUUUGUUAGGUCUUACCUCGGAUAUUCUGGCCUUGACUGCCUUUCUCCAAGAUACGAGUUAUGGCUUGACCGAACUUGCCUGAUACGCCGCCCACGAGUUCCACCUGACGCAGUUAGGUAUAGUAGCUAUUCUUGCAAAUAAAAUGUUUGACAUGGUCUUUACCCGCAUUUACUCCAUAUAGUUUCCAUGAAUGUAUCCAAAUGUCGACAAGCCCUUGGUAUGCAAGACGGUAUAAUAUCAGAUGGACAAAUCAGUGCCUCUUCGGAAUAUAAUAGCGAACAUGCUGCAAUCCAAGCUAGGCUGCACCUUGCACCAAUAACCGCAGACAAGGCUGGGUCUUGGUCAGCAGAGAGAAAUAAUUUAAAUCAAUGGUUGCAAGUGGAUCUAGGAAGUCAGUACACGAGGGUAAUGCGAGUCGCAACGCAAGGAAGGCAUGAUGAUAGCAACUGGGUGACAAGGUAUAACCUACAGUAUGGCAAUGACGGAGAAAAAUUUUAUUACUACAGGGGAUCCGGAGAAAUUUCAGUUAAGGUAAUGUAAUUAAUGGAUCUACUGCACUCACUGGUAUUUCAUUCUUCAAUCCUAAACUUUCAGCCUUAAUUCCGAUCCAGAGACCCAAAACUUUAAUCUUUCUAAGGUACGAGAACAAAUUCUAUAGGUCAUAACUCUCGAUUUGUUUAAUGUUUUUCAUUCAAAAAGAAUGGUCCUUUCCCCGUGGAUAUCACAAUAACUUAUCUAACCGUAUGUUAAAUACAAAAUAAUAUGUCUAAAAAAGACGAAAUCAGAACAUACCACUUUUAUAAUUAAUGAUUAUUCGCGUUCGAAAGAAUCAAAAGUCGCAAGAGGAAGAAGAAGGUGGGUCACUCGCCUCCAGAAACUGCAAACUUCUCGCAGAAUGCUUCAAAUGAGAGAUAUAAAUUUAUUUAAGCAAUUGCAACGAUGAACAUUCAUAAACCAUUAACGGUUCCUAUACUUUUUUUAACCUAGGAUUUUAUUGGAAACUCUGAUCGAGACACUGUCGUUUUUAGUGAACUAAACCCGCCAAUCUAUGCACGUUUUAUCCGCUUUCGACCACAACAUUGGUUUGGCCACAUAGCUAUGAGGGUAGAGGUCUAUGGAUGUCAAGGUGAGGAAGUAUUAAUGUUCUGAAUAAUGAAAAAAAUGCAAAAAACAUACGACUUUACGCAUUAUUUUCAUAAUCUUUCAACUUUUUUUUAGUCCCCUAUAUUGUUCUUUAAUUCCUUCUACCACACCUCCUGCAGUGCACUAGCAUUUUUUGCAUGUGCUCGAUUGCUGUCAAUGUUUGUAACUGCGGGUCAGGAUUGCGUCACCAGUUGUGAUUUACCAACAAUCCGUGCUUGUUUGUUGUUGUUGUUGUUGCUUUUUUAGUCUGUUUUUGAUUGUUUGUUUGUUUGUUUUUUUACUAUGGAAUUUGAGGAUAAAUGUAAGUACCAAGAAUUUUCAUAGAUUUCUUGAAACCCUCAGAAUGUACGAAACCUCUCGGUGUGGGUAGUGGUGCGAUAUCUGAAAGACAAAUGAGUUCUUCUUCCCAACUGGACGAUGCUCAUGCCGCUGUGCAAGGAAGACUCAAUUCCAGGCCAACUGAGGACAAAGGAGGAUCUUGGUCCGCUGCUUCGAACAACCGCAACCAAUGGCUUGAGAUUGAUCUGGUCAGUCAGAACAUCAAUGUGACCCGUGUAGCCACUCAAGGAAGACAUGAUUCCAGCCAGUGGGUGACGAAGUACAAGCUGCAGUACAGUAAAGAUGGUGUAAACUUCCAAUAUUACAAAGAGCCAAUGGAAACUGCACAUAAGGUGGCACUUAUUUGUUCACAGACAAGCUUACUUCAGUUUCCUCUUCAAAUUCCCUUUAAUCAUCUUUAUUUGCCAAACACCAAAUUUCCGUCGCAUCAGUGUAUUUUUUCGCCUUUAACCUGUAGUUAUGAUGCCCUACAGUCAAUACUAAGUUUCGUAACACCUUAGCAUACUGAUUACAAAGAUGAAUUGUCUAUUAGAUAGGUAGAAAGAAACAGAUUACUUCUUGUUAUAAGGAAAGAGGUGAGACUACUUCACAUUUAAUAUAUCGACAGUGGUUUAGCGUGGUGUGUACCCUCAUCGACGACGAUAUUCGUCAUCCCAGGGGUCAAAAUGUUGAUUUUUGAUGCUUGAUUGUCGAUUUGUUUUCUUAACACAUAUCGACGUCAAACAAAACGAUUCUUUCAGUGCGUGACCAUAGCGUGACACUUUGACACGAGUUUCUGUAAUGCUGAGCUCUUUACUCUUAUCGACAACGGCAAAUUGGCUGAUGAGAUUGCGAUGUUACUGCCAAUUGUGGUAAAAUUAGGAUUCCACGUGAGUUCGGUAACAAAGCAAUACGCUUGUUUCGUUAAAAUUUAUACUUUAACCCUAAAUAUCACGAUUAUCGAGAUUAUCAAGAGUACAAAUUUUUAGCUGAGACGGCACUCCAUACUAUUUUCAAUCUGUAGAUUUUUGAUGGAAACGUUGAGCAACACGCCGUUGUUUAUAAUGAACUUGUCCCGCCUAUCAAAGCACGUUUCAUCCGUUUUCGGCCUGUUGACUGGUAUGGUCAUAUAUCAAUGAGAGUAGAACUUUAUGGAUGUCAAGGUAAUUUAUGAUGUGUUUCCUUCCUAAAGACUCUCAUUCAAUUCAUUAAGCGACCAAAUAAUCGAAUUCAGACUUGUUAGGUUUGGUUUAGGAUGUCUACGAUACCUCCACCUAUAGCAAAGGGUGCGAAGUGAAUCCUAGAUUGUCUUUUUGCCGAGUAAGUCUUGAUAUCGAGGCAUUGUAAGGAAGCAUAUGUAUGUUGGUACUUGCUAAAUGAUCAAACAUUUUCGUGCAACACCGGCGUUUUCUAGUAUAAGGAUAUGGUAUCUCAAAGUGUCUUUUCCACCCUUUUAGAUGACCGUCCCUGUGACACAUCAAUAGACUGGUGUGGAUGGAAAAACGAACGUGGCUGGAAAAGUAUCAAACAUAAAGAUCUUGAUCAGGUCUAUCAGAAUGAAGGUGGCGGUGGUAAAGGUUCGCGAUUACUUCUUCAGAAGCUUUAUAAGAAUUAGAUGUCUUUUGUUUUGAUAACAAAAUAUUUUAGUAUUUGUAAAAGACAUCGAAAAAGAGAUAACGAUAGCGCUACUUUAUGUAUUAUUUUGCUUCCGCUAUGCUUUUUCCGUCCAAGGUUUUAGUGACAACAACAACUUCGAGGUCCUUCUCCCUGACAGCGAGUACGGUUACAUAUCAUUAUCUGAUGUGAUACUGGAUGAAUGCUGUUUUACCAUUUGCUUCUGGUUGAAAACCGCUAGCAGCGGCUUCUAUAUAGAAUACAAUAAUGCAGGAUCAGCCAAAGAGAACAAGACUCUAGUUUUUGGAAUCUAUUGUGGAAACAACACAUUUUCCCUUCAAAGCGGGAGCGAGAGGAGGUAUCAAAGUGGAAUCAGUGCAAGGUUGCUUCUUGUCGUACAUUUGAUUCACAACCAUUGCAAUUACCCUAACAGAGAUGAAACCUGAAAAUUAUAACUCGUUGGCAAGUUAACUGCCUAGAACCGCAAAACCUCGUUCUCUCUGUUUCUUCAUUCAAAGCUUAUGAAAUAGUGUCAGUCAGUAUUGAAUGUGAUAUGCUAUCUGUAAUUACCAUUUACCGAAUGUUGCAACAAAAAAGAAUGAAGAGAAAUUAUAAAUGAGCAAAAGCUAAAAAUUUUCCACUCAACUAAAAAUUUUCAUUUGAAUCAAACAAAACUUAAAACAUAAUCAAAUAAGUCUUCAAACAAAUCGAAUAGGGAAGAAAUGGGAAGUUUUCUUUGGGUGAAUAUGAACAGUGUCCUUCCAUCUUCCUGCACAGUGAGCAGUCAAUGGACGUUAUGGACUCCACCUGGCACCACGUGUGUGUCUCCUGGGAUGGGAGAGUUGGGCUACUUGCAGUUUUCAAGGAUGGUCAUAUAAAUUUCAAGUUAAAUGACUUUAUGGGGCCCCUACUUCAGAAGCCGAAUGAAGGUAAGUAGAAGACAUAUACUAUUUUUCUUAGGGGCUAUGGGUGAGGGACCUUCGGUGCAAUCUUUUUUUUUUUUUUUUUUUCCGGAUAUGAACGGGUUCAACGAGGGAAUUAAUGCUGGAUGAUAUUCAAUUUUAGUUGACAAAUUCAGCUGAAAGGCUAAGUUUGAGUUAGGUUUGAUAAUGGCAAUCAUUUUGCGAAGUUAACUUAUUGUUUGCGGUUAAAACAUGAGAGGCCUAUGAUAAAGGAGGAGCUAUUCAAUCAAAUAACUCAGUCACUUUCACCCUUUGCUCCUAUCGACCCGUGAACAACAUGCUUUGCAUCUUUUGAUCCGCUUAAACGAAUUUACCUAGAGAAAAAUGUGUUUUAAUUUGCAAAUACAGGAAUCGUGACGAUUGGUUUUAGGAAUAUAAAUGAAACUGCUUCUACUGCUCUUGGUAAACUGAGUGGCUUCAAUAUUUGGAGUACCUUGGUCACAACAGAGGAGAUACUGCGCAUGUCAUACGGAUGUGGCACGGAAGCUGGCAAUGCGAUGGCCUGGGGAAAAGUUAGAAAUGGGCUGAUUGGGGAAGUGGAGAUGAAAUCACUUCCAACUUGCAACGAUGGAAAACGUAAGGCAUACUUUAAUAACUUCAUCAUUGUCAUCGUUGUUUUGGUUUUCGUUUUAAUAAUAAUCUCUUUAUAAACGUGUUUCAUUCCAUCAAUAUAAAAGGAUAGUUUGAUAGAAGAGCCAUCUUCAUGUCUGUUGCUUAAUUUUAUGAUUUGUCUUUUCUUAUUUUGUUUUCCUUGUGGUUAUUGGUAUUAUUUCCUUUUCCGUUCUUUACUCUCUUUAAUGGUGAUAUCUCCUCGAAGGUAAAUCACUAGUGUCAACCAGUAGUCGAACAAAAAUCAUCUCUAUUCAGUUAGUCUAGUUCUCUGUCAUGACCUAUUCAAACUAAUGACGACAAGGAGUUUUUUUGACACAGGAUUGCCUCAGUUUUCGGCUGGCAGGAGGUGACUCUGGGUUUUAAUGAAAUUGCAGCAUGAUCAGCGCAGAAUACUACAAGUCUCUAAUAUGUUGUGGGUCAAAAGUUUUUUAUCAGCGUUGCUUUGGUCUUUUAAAUGAAAUUUGAAGGAAUGCGCGAUCCUUUUUAUCACACGCGUGUAUCAUUUGCCACACUCAAAAUUCAUAAUCAGGAUCACAAACAUUGUGAUUGUACGACCAACAGGUGCCAGGCUUGUGGUAGAUACCGUCGAUUUGGAGCCAAAUGGGACCGCAGUUCUUGUGAGCCAGACAUACAAUAGAUCAAGUGACGGGAAAAGCAGAUGCUUGAGGUUUCGCUAUAUGCUGCGGGGAUCUGGAGAUAAAACGUUGACAAUUUUCCAGAAAUCAGGAAUUUAUCGUGAAAUACCCAUCUGGACUUGGAAAGGCAACUCUGGCCGGGACUGGAUUUAUGGCGAAGUUCCGCUGACCUCUACUACGAAGUUUAAGGUAAUAUCAAAACUGCGGAACUUACUUUAAUUUACCAUGGCUACCACAGAGCCUUUUGGUGUCCUCGCACUACAAUGAUCAUGCAGGCCAUUAAUUUUCUCUGGUCAUUUAAUGGUAUUACUGAAAAACGUCUUCCACAAUACCUAAAGGUAAAUUAACAAACUUCUUUUCCUUUUUUUUAGAUUUUGAUCAAAGCUCAAAAAAGCAGGGAGAAAGACUUGAUUGCUUUAACAGGGAUAUAUGUCAAAGAGGGACUCGAUUGCAAACUUAGGCCGCUGUCGGCAAAACAAGGUAACUCGUUUACAUGUACCCUGCCUUGCAUUAUUACCUUAUGUUAUAUGAUCUUUUUAUAGUGGCUGAUAAAAUUGGCUGAAAAUUCCAAAGGAGGAAAGACUGCAUUACUUUUAGCCCGCUUUCCAAGGAUCUUUUCUUUUAUAACUCCAUCGGAACUAAGUUGACCAUUCGUUUGUGCAUAUAUCAUCUUUCUAUAUAUUUCUAUUUACAGCUUGUAAUGAGGAUUUAACUGAUCCAUCAGGAUAUCUCUUUUCACCGGUCUAUUCCGGUGAUGUUCUUGAUGAUAUCGCUUGCACGUGGAACAUUACCGUUCCACGCAAUAACAAUAUUCGCUUGGAAUUCCGAGAUUUCCGUCUUCCAGACCAUCCCACAUGUAAGGGCUGUGAUCUUCAAAUUUUCGAUGGAAGUGAAACGUCUGCUCCUGCGAUAGGUCGAUUCUGCGGAUAUAUGUAUCCUCCUAUUUUCAUUUCUUCAUCAAAUAAUCUCAGGAUUGUUCUGCGUUGUGCUGCCAAUCCCUACACAGCAAGAUUCAAGAUUUUGUAUAACUCCACGGCUGGUAUGAAACGCUACAUCUCUUUGACUUUUUAUUGCAACCAAGCAUUUUUUUUGACCUUCCACUUUCAGAGCUCUUAUGAAAAAUGCGAUAAAAUAAUGGCAUGCACUUGUCACGUCAUAACUUCAUGUUAUUGUUUACUUUUCAAUUCUUUAGCUCACAAGAGUUUAGAGUCAUCCUGCUCACUACAGCAAGGUACACAAAGAAUCUUCAGCUAAUUUCCGUUCCCUUUUUUUCUCCCUUUGAAUUUGUGCCUACGUUUUGUGAGACUGUAUGAAUUAUUAUCUCAUAUACCUCACUGUCGCUAAUAACUCCUAUUUAAGUCAAGUUUUGUUAGCUGUAUAAAAAUUAAUGAAAAGGAGCUAACUUAUUUAGUCUUUCUUCAGCCUUUUGUUCCAAAACUAAAAGUACUUCGGUGCUUCUGUUUUACUUCAACUUGCAAAUGAUGAUCUUAACUUCCUCGCCUAUCAAUCAAUGCCAAUAACCUUGUGUUUUACAAUGCGUCCCAGAAUGCCCAGCAAGCUGCAAAUGUGAAGAGUUUGGUGGACAAGAAGAUAAGAAGAUACUGGUGACCGGAGAAGACUUACUUAAUGUACCGAAUCACCUUCCAACAAACGUUGGAGCAGUGUAUGUGAUAUUUGGGGUCCUUUUUAUCUUUAAUGACCUCUUUGUUUUAUCGUCUUUUCUUUCCGAACAACGAAAUUGCUAGUUCUUUCCUCCUGUUUCGCUAAAUAACUGAUAUUCUUUUUAUAUGUUUAAAAAGGUUUUUUGGCCAAAAUCGGAUCUCCCAAUUGCGCGAGGAGGACUUCAUAAACCUCUUGAAAUUAGAAUAUAUGUAAGUAAACCUAUUACUUUUGUUUAAGAUUGUUCAUUACUUUAUUGCAGCGACUGUAUUAAUCUUAAACAUUUUUCUGUAGCUAAUGAGGAUUAUGGUUGAGAGAACCAUUCGAUUUUUUUAACCAACGCCUUGAUUGACAAAUUUCGGGCGAAAGAAGUUUUCCCAGUACCUUCUGGACUGAGAUGAAAACAAAUUUCUCAGUUUAAAACUCAAUGUCCUUAAUUUGAGCUUAAAGCUGUUGUGUUACCGAUUUAUAACAGUUCUCAUCUAUCUCUUCCUCUUCCUCAGCGAUUUAAGCUUCAAUUCCCUGCUUCACGUGGAUGAAGACAGCUUUCAAAAUGUGACAUCCGUCAAGACGCUGUAAGUAUCAAUUGAAUAGUCAUUUAUUUCAUAUUGACAGAGCAACUUUUCUGCCCCGUAGUCUGGUGCAAAGUCGAUGAUCACAUUUGUCUCAGCAAUCGAUAUUUCUUUUCUUUUUGUCGCAGGAGACUUGAUUUUAACUUUCUUCGAGCUCUUCCUGCUGGGGCCUUGAAGGGACUACCCAAUUUACGCGUACUGUGAGUUUCUUGUGAACAAUGUUAUUCUUGUCCUAUGUGUUCUCCUUGGGACAUAAAUGUGCUUAAGUCGAACAUUGCACUUUGGAAAAGGGAACGAGAGUACGGGGAAAGGGGUUUUAUGUUAUGACCUCUUUUAAAGUGAAUAAAAGAGAUUGAUUGUUUUAUUUCAGUGACUUAGGACGGAACCUUCUUCGGGUUGUAUUCGGCGAGAUGCUCGAUGGACUUUCGAAUUUGGAAGUUUUGUAUGUACUCAUUUUCACUAUUCUUAUAGUUUUAAGUCUAUGAUAAUUAGCUUAAUCACCUCACCUCUCUGUUUUGUUUGCAGGAGUUUUCGCUCUAACCAGAUCGAGCUGCUGGAAUACGGUGCUUUUAAGAACAAAAGCAAUAUGACUCAUCUGUAAGUGCACUAAAAUGGUCUCCAGCUCACUCAGGUCACACUUGGUCACUCAGUAUUUACUAACACCAGUUGAUUUUGAAUGUCAUCGGAAAAAAAUCAAUGGAAAAACAUGUGACCGGCCAAUAGAACCAUGGGCCUGAUUUCCUUAACAGUGGGUAGCUCUAUACAAUGGAUGAAUCUAUAUCUGGUGGAUAACACAAUAUAUUCUGUCAACGCUUAUUCGCUGGACAGCUAUUUAUCCAUUGGAUAGCGUUAUCCGUCCUUUGAAAAGCUAGGCGCAAUUUUUUUUGCCAAUCAGCAGAUACAUAUUUCCUUUUUUUAAUUUUUAAAUUUUUUUAUUUUUCAUUUUCAAACAAUAUUAUUCUUGUGUACAUUUAGGUACCUACAACAUAACAAGCUCAAAGAAGUGUCAAAUGGGAUGUUCAAAGACCUUAUGAAUUUGCAAGUAUUGUGAGUGCAUUUUGAUAUCAUAGUCAGCACAAAUCCUAUGGAAAGGGACAAUAGUAUGAGUAUAUUGCUGUAUCUGUUAUAUGGUUGUUCUAUUUAAAACACAAGGAAGUCGUAAAUUACAUGUUUUGAAUUUUUUUAUCUUAAUGAAUUAUAAAUUGCUUUCAUCCAUCAUUUUCGAAGGAUAUCAAAUUUAAGUCAGGUUUCCAUAGAAAAAAUAUAAUAAUAAUAAUUAUACAUAUGUAAUAUAUAUAUUUUUUUUAUCAGACCUCGAGACAUGAUGAUAUUAUCUUUCAGCUGACAUAGCUAAUCUUUUGUUGUUGUCGUUAUUACUGUUGUUUUUAUUAAUCACUAGCGAGACAUUUCCUUAAUUUUCUUAAUUAUGUGCUUUUUCUUACCAUGAUCUGUUUGAAAUCUCCAGAAAUCUUAGCAGGAACAAAUUAACAACUGUUUCGAAGGAAACCUUUCAAGGGUUGAAGUCACUCGAGUAUUUGUAAGUGUACAAUGUUGCUGAGAAAAAGUAAAUUAUCCAUUUCCCUUUCGUUUGUACCUUACAGGAGAGCUGUAUUCACAUUUUGUUAGUUACUUAAUGAUUUGAUUUUCAGAAAAAUAGUAACGAAAAUUUAAAGUUAAAUUAUAUUGAAAACCCUUCUACCACAGCUAUUCAAGUAUUUACUGCAGUUGAUGAAUGGUUGAUCACUUUUCAACUCAGUCAUAAAGGAAGAUCAAUGAUACACUGCGCGAAAUGAUUUUCCACCAUCAACCAAGUUGCACAAUGAUUUGAGAGAGAAAAGAGAGAGAGUAUUAUUUUAUAAAAAUUUGAGAUCAGCGAAAUACGUUAUUUUCAUGUUGUGAUUGAAUAAUUAAACGCAUAAUUCAGUUUGAUGUGAAUUUCUUAUGCAUCAGUUGAGUCGAUUUUGGGACACAACGGAAAGUGAAUCAGUUAUUCUUGUUUACUUUGUUGUGCAUUAAUUCAGGUACCUGGAUGGCAACAAACUUACCAGAGUACCUCCAGACGUAUUCAAUGACCUCAAGAAGCUCAGAUAUUUGUAAGUGAUUUGCUUUUCAAUCUUCAUCAGUCUAAGUUGCGUAAAAUCUAAAGGCAGCUCAUUGUACCAACAAACAAAAACUUGAUGAUGAUCGUUUUUACUUAAUAAAGGAAAAUUUUCUAAAUCAACUAUAUUUUUCCCACUUUAGGAUUAUGGGUUAAAGUCAUUGCUCUUUUGAAAUUAAUUCAUUUUAAGGCCAUUUUUAAUAUCCAGACGUUCCACCGUUCCCCCGUUGUAAAAUGACGCAUUCAGAAUUUUGUGAAUUGUCCGUAUAAGAAAGCAAGAUUAAAUUAUUAAAGAAAUAAAGGUGAGGUUUCUCUAUUUUGCAAUUUCAACAGGAGACUAGAUCACUUCAUACUCUGUUGUUACGCCAAAAAGUCAAUUGAAGGAGUUGCUUGCGAUUCCCCAGUCAAUGAAUUCUCGAGCUGCGAUGACCUCAUGAAAAACAAAACUCUUCAAACUUGUAUCUGGAUUCUGGGAAUCUUCGCCUUCUUUGGUAACCUGUUUGUCAUCAUGUGGCGAAUCAUCGAUAAAGAGGAGAACAGAGUCCACUCGUUCUUAUUGACAAAUUUAGCAUUUGCCGACAUGUUCAUGGGUGUCUACCUGCUGGCAAUCGCCAUAAUGGACGCAAGGUGGCAAGGUGAAUAUUUCAAGCAUGACCAUGAAUGGAGAUCUGGUUGGGGUUGUCGAAUCAUUGGAGUUUUAUCGAUGCUUUCCAGUGAGGUAUCUGUACUAAUUCUAACAAUCAUCACCAUGGAAAGAUUUAUUGCAAUCGUCUUCCCUUUCAAAUUCAAACGCCUGACCAUCAGAUCCGCUGUAUUCACCUGCACAGGAGCGUGGAUAUUUGGAAUAGUUAUCUCAGUGAUUCCCAUAACCGGAAUAAACUAUUUUUACGAUCAAAACGGUGAUUUCGGUUUUUACAGUCGUUCAGCAGUUUGCCUUCCUCUUCAACUGUCCGAGGGAACCCCAGCCGCUUGGCAAUACUCUGCCUCCUUCUUCAUUGGGAUGAAUUCUGUUUCUUUUACCUUUAUCCUGGUGGCUUAUAUCUCAAUGUUUUUGACGGUGAAGCGGGUAACCCAUUCUAUUCGAUCGACGAAUUUAAACAGAGAAUCCGCUAUGGCCAAGAGACUUGUUUUCAUAGUCAUGACAGACUUCUGCUGCUGGAUGCCCAUAAUAAUCAUCAGCAUUUUGUCUCUGACAGAAAAUUUUAAUGAUCCAGACAAAAUUGCUUACGUGUGGAUUGCAGUGUUUGUUCUUCCCCUCAACUCUUCCCUCAAUCCAAUCCUUUACACGUUUUCCACCGAUAGAGUAAAACGUAGCUUUAGCCAGAAGAGGAAAAAUGUCACUGGUUUCGUUAUGAAGACCUUGAACAGACCUACAGAAGGUGGGUAUUUCUGUUAAGGAAUAGUUUGGUGAUCAUAUUCUGAAUGCUGUCUUCAUCUUAAAGAUUUGAAGCCGUAGAAAUUAUCUUAUUCAGCCGUAAUUUAAGUGUGCUACUAUUUCAUCGUCUUCACUCUCAAAAGACUGCUGCAAAAACAGCGAAAGCAAACAUAAGUGUGGGACAAACCAUCUGGAAGCAUUUUCAAUUGAAGCCUUCUCACACAACGUUACACGACACAUCAGAGCCAACCUAACUAAAUUCUUUAGUGAUUGUUCAAAAAUUAUUCUAAACUGUCAAUUUAUAUGGUGUGUUCCAAUCACCUUCAAAAAUCCCCUUUUUCUUUUCCCUCUUGAAACGUACCUUUGUUCAUGAUCAGUAUCCUUUUAUCUUUUCUUCUGAAGAUCGAUUGUCCUGUUCCUCGAACAUGUCUGGAAAAACGUUGCUCUCUAAAGUCCUUUCAAUUUCCAGCCCCAAGCCAGAAGCAAGGGUAUUGAAAAAGCCGGAGGUCGGGCGUGUUGUCGUUCACGCUAAUCUAAAGCUGAUUGAAAGAGUAAAUAUCUUUAAAGAUGAUACUGCUGGAAGAAAAUCCAUGGUAAGUACUUCUUUGUGAAAACCAAAAUGGCGCUUUUGUGGCUACCGACCAGUGAAGAUCAAGUUACGAGACUUGAUCCCUCAUGUAGGCCUUUGUUCCGCUCAAGCUAUUUUAAGAUCGCAUCCAUUUUCAGAGAGGCAAUUGCAAGAACCAAUCAUGUGCUAUAUAUUUAUUAAUAGCUAGCAAUCACUCUCCGUGGGCGUUUAGGAACAUUUACCUCGAUCAAGGGAGAGCCCUUGGAGUGAGGCUUAUUUGACGAAUACAUUAUUUCUCCCUUCAUAUAUUACAGGAUGCUCUACAUAAAGGCCUUUCUCAUGCUUAUUUCUUGAACUUUUUUUAAAGUGUGAAAUUAAUCUUGUUCUGAUUACUUUUUCUAUCAACCAAUCUUGCGCAAGGAUCUUGAAUGUCUUACAAAAAAUUGGCAAGUAGUACACCCUGUGUCACUUACCUUGGACUUACCAUUGCAAUAUAUGACAUGUACAAAUGAGUAUAAGCUUCACGUCACCUCUCGCUGUUACAGGGUUAUGUUACAGCUUGGUGCGAGGAAGGAGGUGUUCUCAAUGUGGUGUUGCUAAAGUAUUUUGGAAAAGAAAUGAAGGAGGAGUGGAAUCGGGAAGUGAGUGUAGUGCAGAGCCUCUCCUGUGACGAGCAGCCUCUGUCCAAUGUGUUACACUAUCGAUGGCACAACAAAAGUAAGUGACCCUAAUCAGUUUUUUCAAUUUAACCAUCAGUUUUUAGAAUUGCCAUAAAUUUGUUGCACCUUUUUAAAUCCUAGGUUACUUACUGCUCUAUAUUCCAUAGAAGUAGUUUUUCACUUUUGUUGUUGUUGGAAAAUCAGGAUCUGUGACAUUCACAAUGCCACAGUAGGGACCUUUUUAUCGAUUUCAUAAGUGCUGUGCUGAACCUCUGAAGCUAUUUUUUCGUUUAUUUCUUUAGCUAGCGACCUGAAUAUUGAGCAAGGCAAGACGAAGAUCAAUGCUUUACGAAGAAAAAGUUUGUAAGUUGUUAAUGUAUUAGAGCUUUAUUACCAAACAUAUUGAAAUCACCAUACAUUUGAUAACAAGUAAUAUAACGGAUUUUGAAUCCUGCGUUUCCGUUUUUUCUCAAAGCCUGAUAUGUUUCGACUACGUGUCGAGUUCAACUCUGGAAGAUUUGAUUUGUGAGAAAGGAAUUGUCAUCGACUUCGAGUCAAUUUGUGCGGUAGCUUGUGACGUCUUAGAUGCAAUAGAAGGACUACAGGAACUUGGACUACUUCAUAAUAACAUCACAACACGCAACAUUCUGAUCAGCCAGUGCCCUAGGGUAAGUGAAGUGGUUAAAUUAUUCACUACUCUCAAUCUCUAAGUUAAGGAAUCAGUUAAAAAAAAUAACCCUACUGGCGUGUUGCGUGACCGGCAGUUCGCAUAUGUACAUAUAUCCUCUUAUAUGUUUGCUACUGCAGACUUUGUCCUUCAUCGAAAAGUCGACAAUUAUAUUGUUCCUUAUUCAAAGGUUGCUUCACUUUGAAAGUCCUCGUAGUUUAACACAAACGUUUCUUCGAGCUUUUGGGGAUAUUUCGUGAGAACAAAGAACAUUUCAUUUGCAUUGCUUUUUCGCAGUACUAUAUGGCAUAUCUCUGAUUGAAUAGAAAUCGACCUGAAAUGGUCCAGUGCGGAAAAUGUUUUUGGUUUUAACAAAGAGUUAGAAUAAUACAAUGGAGCGUGCGUUGUUCCUAGGUCGAGUCCUUCCCUGAUCAGUAAAUGGGUUUCGUGUUUCCGGAUAGUUCCCUGUUCUACACUUAGACCAGGGUUGUAAAUUGCCAACUGAUUUGCCUUCUGCCCGUUGAGGUUUUCCAUCGAGUUCCUUCUGAUGUCUAUUAUAAGUUUUUAGAUAUUUGAACGCAUGUUUAAUUACAGAGACGUAAAGAAAACCACUGAGUCACUCAUAACUCUGCCACCCUUCUACGCCCAUUUAUUGUUGUUGUUUUGAGUUGGAGAUAAGUUAUGGUUAUUACCUCCAUGCAUUUUCUUUUCAUAGAUUCCUCCAAUCAAAGCAGUCUUAGGUGGAUUCUCUCGUGCAUCCAAGGUGAAUGGAGAAAGCGCGUUCACAAACCAAACUCUUGAUGAACAGAGUUGUUUUGGUAGCCAUGUUGAGCAGUUUGGACAGUUGUUGGCCACACUACUAGGACACUGUCACGGCUCUUGUGAACAGUUAAAGGUGAACAUCGAUAAGUUUUAUUAAGUUAAAUUUUUACUCCUUGGACAGUGAUAAAGAUACACAGUGACUCUGGCAUAUAUAUUAUCUUUUUUCCAAUAGCUACAUGAAAUUAUGAAUCUCUGCUUUGAGGAAACACCAGAGAAGAGGCCUACAGCGUCUAGCCUGCGAGAACUCUUGGAAGAGGUCUGGUGCACAAAGGGUUUCAGUGAUUCAUUUGUUUGAUCUACCAUACGGACAAAAACACUAAAUAGCUAUAUAAUACAUAUAUUGGCUGAGCUUUUGAAAAAUCAAAAAAUGUUUGCCCAUCCCUGCAGCAUGAAGGGUACAAGCCUUAUCCAAAAGCCAUGUUUAUCUCGUCAAUAACGGUAGAAUGCACUACAACAAAGCGCAUUAGUAAUUCUGCUUUGUAAAUAGUUAAAUCUUUGUAGAGCAUAUUGGUACGGAAUGUAUAUUCUGUUAGUGAAAAAAAGUAUUCUGAAAAUGCUCAUUUGCUCAAGAACCAUAUUGUAAUCUGCACCCACGGUGUUACUUUUAAUUGUUCUUGUUGAAUAAGAUUGGUGAAUAAAACUAGCACUUGCACACCUGAUUUAGUUCAAAGAAAAC